GUGCAAGGACAUGCGGCGCGCAGGGGAGGCGGAGGUAGGGCUGGCACCCCCGCCGCUUUAUAAAACCUCCAUGCAGCGCGCCCGCGGCGUCCAGUGGCCCCCGCCGAGGAAAGGGCGAGCCCGGCAGCCCCGAUCGGCCCCACCAUGCGCUGUGCGCGCCCCCGGACGCGCCUCGUCCCGGAGCUGCUGCUGUUGUGGCUGCUGGCUGUGGCGGCGGUGACACCUUUUCGUUUGGACACCUCGCCGGUAAGGGGGACCUUUUUUGGAGGGGGGGGGGGGAAGCAAGGCAACAGAGCGAUGGGGAAGGUUGUGGGGUGUUUGUGAGUCUGUCUGUGCGUUUUUGGAGACAGGGGAGAUCGGCGCAUGGGGCUUGUUCCAGAACCAAAAGUCGUGCGUAAAGUUUGGAGGAAGGUUUCAGAAAGCCGCGGCUUCAGAAAUACAGCGGGACCUCGGGUUACAGACGCUUCAGGUUACAGACUCCCCUAACCCAGAAAUAGUACCUCGGGUUAAGCACUUCGCUUCAGGAUGAGAACAGAAAUCGCGCAGCGGCAGCGGGAAACCCCAUUAGCUAAAGUGGUGCUUCAUGGUUAAGAACAGUUUCAGGUUAAGAACGGACCUCCAGAAUGAAUUAAGUUCUUAACCCGAGGUACCACUGUACCGAUCUGGGGUAAAAAAGAGACAAAAAUGGUAUUAUUACUACUAUAGUGGGAUUUAAGGGUGCGGGGUUUUUUGGUUUGGUUUUUUUUAGGGGGCAUGCACUGAACCUUGAGUGAAAAAUGCACUCACCCUCUUGCUUAUAUUGUUAGAAUCAUAGAUCUGUAGAGUAGAAAGGGACACCCGAAGAUCCUCUAGACCAACCCCCUUCAAUACAAGUAUCUCAACACGUGGUCCACCAUCCCAUUUGAAACCAUACUUAGCUCUGCAAAUGUGCUAGACAAUUUCAUUGCUGCACCCCUAUUAUUUAACUUAGUAGUUGCCUAACACAGGGGGAAAUCUCUGGGCAAUUCACCAUCAAGCAAAUAGUUUGCUGGUCCUCUUCCUUAUAUUAUCACCGUUCAUAAUGCUAUUAUUGAAUUUAUUAGUUGCCUAACACAGGGGAGUCUCUAGGCGGCUUGCAGUGAAGCGAAAGGUUCACGGGACCUCUUACUUGUAUUACUAUUAUUGGUAAUAUUAAUGUUGUUAUUGUAAGUUUAAGAGCACACAAAACGGCUCAGAACAGCAGCUGUCGAUAUCUAACAAAGAAAUGCACCUAAACCGACAACAUCCUAACUGUGGGAUUGGGGUGGGGGGAAUUUAUCAGCAACUGAGAUCGACAUCUUCCUGAUUUUGGCUCUGUGGCAGAUAGGACGCGGAUUCAUGAAGGUUUGGAUGCCACAGCACCUGAAAUGUCAAACGUGGGUGUUUUAUUUUUAAAAAAGAGAAGUUACGGCAAUCAAUGCCUGGCACGACAUUUGGUUUAUUUUGGCUUAACUCCAGUUUACAAUCCACAAGCUACAGAACCCCUAAUGCAAAGUGUUUUUGCUCUCUGCAAAUCUUUCCUUCCCAGAAGCCGCAGAAAGCCGUAGAGCUGACAUUUUACUUUUAUAAUAUGCACACAUACACUUAGGAAGAGUCUCACACUGUGUCUGGAAAGCCAGAAUGCCUGACGAAACAAAGCAGUUGUGUCCUGAUUUUAUUUUUUAUUUCUCUUCUGAAAUUCGCACAUUCAUUUUGGUGGCGCAGAACUCCUUUCUGGAGACUUCCUCUAACUGCCUCCAGUCAAGUAGUUUUUAUAAAAUCUGGUUUGGAGCUUGACGUCCGCUGAGGGUUGCAACUUUGGUGGUUUAUCCCAACUGGCCAAAAAUCACUUUGCAAGCAUGAGCCGCUCUUGUAUUGGCUUGGUUCUGACAGCAAGAGCUUAACUUGCCUCCUCUUAGCAGGAGGGCUGAGGUUUUGGCGUUCCUUAGCUUCCCGAGACCACAGACACCCGAAGAAUGAAUGUCCCUUUUGAGAAGUCGAAGAUGAUCUUGUAGAAAAGGCGGGCAGCGGUUUGGACUCAGGGGGUACAAUCGUGUCAAUACAGCAGACUUUUACUGCCUGGGCUCAGCAGUUUUGCACCUUUGUUUGUUAGCAGGUCUCUCGAACAGCUGCGGGGCAGGCAGAAAUUCACCAGGUACAGCUUUUGCUUGUCGUUGCUUUUCCAUGGUAUUUGGGUCAGUCUGACUUCUCCUCAGCCUUGGGCUCUGAUAAGGCUGAGGCUUUCCAAAGGGCUCUGGAGUUAGGAUCGCGGUCAGCACCCUUGGACUGUAUCCCCUGAAAUUGAUUUGGCACAGUUAUUUAUUGAUUUCCUACAUUUAUAGGCCAUCUUUUUCUCAAGUGGUGUACCUAUCUGAUCCCCACAAGAACCCUCUGAGGUAGAUGCAAUAUAGUAAAGGUAAAGGGACCCCUGACCAUUAGGUCCAGUCGUGGCCGACUCUGGGGUUGUGGCGCUCAUCUCGCUUUAUUGGCCGAGGGAGCCGGCGUACAGCUUCCGGGUCAUGUGGCCAGCAUGACUAAGCCGCUUCUGGCGAACCAGAGCAGCGCACGGAAACGCCGUUUACCUUCCCGCCACAGCGGUACCUAUUUAUCUACUUGCACUUUGACGUGCUUUCGAACUACUAGGUGGGCAGGACCGAGCAACAGGAGCUCACCCCGUCGCGGGGAUUCAAACCACCGACCUUCUGAUCAAUUGUAAAAGCAGAUGUGUAGCAUAAAACGCAUUAAAACAGGUUUAUAAAAAAAGCUGGUGUUUUCUUCGUUUAAAAACAUUUCCUUCCAUUUAUUUCCCACCUUUUGCUCUUUUUAUUAUUAUAUUUAUCUCUCACCUUUCCCCCGAUGAACUCUAGGUGGUGUAUGUGGUUCUGCACCUCCCAGACAACAACCUUGCGAAGUAGGUUAGGCUGUGACUGGCCCAAAGUCACCCCAUACAUACCUUCCAAAUGUCCCUAUUUUCCAGGGAUGCCCCUGAUUUAGAGAAGCUGUCCCGGUUUCUGAUUUGAUCCCAGAAUGUCCCAUUUUCCCUUAGGACGUCCCUAUUUUCAUUGGAGAAAUGUUGGAUGGUACGGAGUUAUCCGACCCCUGAGCCGUCUGAAGGCAGUCCUGUAUAGGAGAGUUUUUUUUAAAAAAUGCUUAAUGUUUUACAGUGGUGCCCCGCAAGACGAACGCCUCGCAAGACGGAAAACCCGCUAGACGAAAGGGUUUUCCGUUUUGGAGGCGCUUCGCAAAACGAAUUUCCCUAUGGGCUUGCUUCGCAAGACGAAAGCCCAUAGGGAAAUCUCCGGGGACCUCUUUUAAAUGCUAGCGGUGGGGUGCAAAGCCUUCCCCCCCCCCACCCGCCAGAAGUAGAGGUGCAGGAAGGCGGGCGGGGGCCGCAAGGCGUUGCUCCCCACCGCCCGCCGUUUAAAAGCAGUCCGGGAUAGCAGGGAAGCGCUUCCCGCUAUCCCGGACGGCUUUGAAGGCAGGAGAGGUCCGCGAAGCCUGGGCGCGCUGAUCUCAGCGCGCGCAGGCUUCGGCAUGCCGGCAACUCUCCGCAAGCAGCGGCAGCGCUGCCGCUGCUCGCGGAGAGGUCCGCGAGCCUGGGCGCGCUGAUCUCAGCGCGCGCAGGCUUCGGCAUGCCGGCAGCUCUCCGCAAGCAGCGGCAGCGCUGCCGCUGCUCGCGGAGAGGUCCGCGAAGCGUGGGCGCUCUGAUCUCAGCGCGAGCAGUCUUCGGAAUGCCGGCAACUCUCCGCAAUCAGCGGCAGCGCUGCCGCUGCUCGAGGAGAGGUCCGCGAAGCCUGGGCGCGCUGAUCUCAGCGCGCGCAGGCUUCGGCAUGCCGGCAACUCUCCGCAAGCAGCGGCAGCGCUGCCGCUGCUCGCGGAGAGGUCCGCGAAGCCUGGGCGCGCUGAUCUCAGCGCGCGCAGGCUCGGCAUGCCGGCAACUCUCCGCAAGCAGCGGCAGUGCUGCCGCUGCUUGCGGAGAGGUCCGCGAAGCCUUGGCUGGACAGCUUUUGAAGGCAGGUGGGGGGGGGACAAAGACUUUCGCCCCCCGCCAGCCUUCAGAAGAGGUCCCUCUUCUGAAGGUUGGCGGGGGGGGCGAAAUUCUUUGUCUCCCCUGCCGGCCUUCCCAGGGGCUUUUAAAUUGCCCCGGACAGCGGAGAAGUCCACUGCUGUCCCGGGGCAAUUUUAAAUACCGCCCGCCAGCAUUUUAAGAUCGCCCCGGACAGCGGAGAAGCCCUCCGCUGUCCGGGGUUUUUUAAAAUGCUGGGGUGGGUGGGAAGAAAAGCCCUUGUCCCCCCCCCCCCAGCCUUCAGAAGAGGUCGGGGGACAGACUGUCCCCGGACCUGGUCUGAAGUCGGUUUCCCUAGGAACGCAUUAAUUGAUUUUCAAUGCAUUCCUAUGGGAAACCGUGCAUCGCAAGACGAAAAACUCGCAAGAAGAAAAAACUUGCGGAACGAAUUAAUUUCGUCUUGCGAGGCACCACUGUAUAAUGUUUCUAUAUAUGUUGGAAGCUGCCCAGAAUGCCUGGGGCAACCCAGUAAGAUGUGUCGGUUAUAAAUAGUAAAAAUAUCAUUAUGGAAUGGGGCCUCCCUAUUUUCAUCAGAGAAAUGUUGGAGGGGAUGCUCAGGAGCUUUGUGGCUGAAUUCCCCUUACUGUUUUUAUUAUUAGUCUAGAAUCAUAGAAUUGUAGAGUUGGAAGGGACCCGGGGGUUGUCUAGUCCAACCCCCUGCAAUGCAGAAAUCAUCGCCAGCGUUAACAAAUACAGUGGUGCCCUGCAAGACGAAUGCCUUGCAAGACGGAAAACCCGCUAGACGAAAGGGUUUUCCGUUUUUGAGUUGCUUCGCAGGACGAAUUUCCCUAUGGACUUGCUUCGCAAGACGAAAAUGUCUUGCGAGUCUUGAGAUUUUUUUUCCGCCCCCCCCCUUUUUCUAAGCCGCUAAGCCUUUAAUAGCCUUUUAGCAGCUAAGCCGCUAAGCCGCUAAGCCUUUAAUAGCCGCUAAACCGCUAAUAGCGCUAAGCCGCUAAUAGGGUUGCCUCGCAAGACGAAAAAACCGCUAGACGAAGACACUCACGGAACGGAUUAAUUUCGUCUUGCGAGGCACCACUGUACGUCAGUACUGCAUUGACAAAAACAUACCCGCAUUCCUAAACGUUGAAGAGGCACUUAUAGUUAUGUUGUGUGUGGAUUUGAACCCUGAUCUCCCAGGUCCUAGUACAGUGUUCUAACCACUACACCACAGAACCUCUGACAGCCACCUAUCCAGGCCUAGGCCUUCUUAGCCCCUGCAAGGUGAGGGGCCUCCGGUGGCCUUAAGGCCACACCUUGCAGCUAAUGGUUUAUCAAUGGCUAUCGGUCACAACGUCUGUAUCGAACCUCCAUGGUCAGGAGCAGUUUACCACUAAAUGCUGGCUGCAGGGAGAAGCAGUGGGGCAGGAGUAUUCUUUCAACACCUACAUGGUGAGCUUCCUAGGGGCACCCUUUUGCUUCCUGCUAUUACUUCUUUUUAUAAUGUACAUAAAACAGAGAGAGAGACCCACUCGGCUAGGUGAGGAGCAAGUUGCUGGUCCUCAUGGAUCUUUGACCUGACUCAGCAGGCCUGUUCUCAUGUUCUUAGGCAAGCGUGAGGGAUCUCUGGUCCUCCAGAUGUUGUCGAACUACAGUUCCCAUCAUCCCUGGCCGUUGGCUGUGCUUGCAGGGGCUGAUGGGAGUUGUAGUCCAGUGUGGCGGGGAAAGAUUUGCCAGUCAGCGCAACGAUGAUUAUUGCUUCGCCGUGUUUAUCUGGGCAUCCAAAGACAACAUGCUUCGCUUGCAUGUUUACAUGUGCCAGGGACACGGUGACAUUUCGUUCCUGCAUGUGCCAAGGCCGAUUCACAACUUUAAAUCUGAUGCAGUUGUCUUCUGCUGCUCUGUUUACAAAGUUCUGACCUUAUUGGAUGGGCAGCUGACCUCUUGCAAAGCUCGUGCUGCUUGUAUCAGCUGACGGAGCAGCUGAGCUCUUGCAAGGCACUCUACUUUGAUUUUCCCUGAUGUGCCUUUGGCCCGAAACUCUGUCCCACCUCCCCAGAACCCACUAUGGCCUCUCCACUGCUCUCCUAAUCCUUUCAUAGAAUUGCAGAGUCGGAAGGGACCAUGAAGCUCAUCAAGUCCAGCCCCCCUGCGAUGCAGGGAUCUUUUGCUCAACAUGGGGCUUGAACCCACAACCCAGAGAUCCCACUAUGCCACUCUGAAUCUCUCCUCCUUGACCCUUUCUCGCCCUUCUGAAAAAGCCCACUCAACUCAUUUGGGCAUAUCCUUCCCAUUAUAGCCUUGCACCUGCCUUCUCUCGCCUCCUCCUCCUCCCCGCAGCAUUGAAAUGUAGCUUAUCAGGGUUGUGGCUAAGCUCUGUCCGACUCAAGAGUAGAUCCAUUGGAAUGAAUGGGUCUACUCUGCAUACAACCCUAAGCUUGUGAGAGCGGAGACCUCCUCCACCACUUUUGCCUUUCCAUCAAGGAUAACGCAAUGUUAAUAAUCGUCGAGUUUUGCUGCAAAGGAAGCCUGUUAUGUAUUGAAGUUUCAGUUCUGUUCUGGCCUGUGAAUAAACAAGAGCUGUUUGAAGAAUCGCUGUGUCGUCUGAUAUGUUCACCCACAACUUAACACUGGCAACAAGGAUGGGAUGGAUGGACAUCGGAGCACAGCCAGAUGCAGCCACCCUCUGAGCGGAGCGGAAUCACUGAGCUGAAACACCGAGCGAAAUCACUGAACAGAACCAAUUCAGAGCUGACCGUUCUGGCUAGAGCACUGAGUUCCAUCCAUCGCCCUCCAUGCUGGCAUCGGAAUCAUGGCUUCACUUGUGCCUCUACCGCCGUUUGCGCCAGCCUCUGAAUCAUGGGACUCCUACCUCGCUCGGUUCGACUGCUACCUCCAAGCCAACGAGCUGACGGAAGUAUCACAGGAGCGUAAGCGGGGGCUAUUCCUCAACCUCUGUGGGCCUAAGGUGUUCAAGACGGCCCGAGCAUUGGUUGCACCAGUAGCAGUCCAGGCAACACCGUGGGACACGAUUCAAGAGAAGCUCCGCAACCACUACGCGCCAAAGCCGUCCAAGAUUGCUGCCCGCCAUGCGUUUUACCACCGGAACCAGGCAGAGGGGGAGUCAAUUAACAACUACACCGCCGCCCUCCGACAGGCUGCAGUGCGCUGUGAGUUCCGAGACUUAGACGAUGCCCUGAUGGAUCGAAUCGUCUGCGGGGUCUGGGACAUCCGUCUGCAACGGCGUCUCCUCGCCAAGCCAGACCUCACGCUGCAGAAAGCCAUUGAGGAGGCCGUGGCCUCGGAAGCUGCUGAACUCUCCGCCCAGGAAAUCCGCAAGGCCACCCGGACCCUGGUACUGGCCCUCGGUGAUCCAGCAGGGUUUCCAAGCGCCCAGUGUAUUUAAAAGACUAUGUUCACUGGACAAACUGCACAUGUAAAGCUGUAUGGUGAAUAGGGUCAAUUUAUAUGCUUAUGUUCCUUACGGAAACCAAUAAGGGUAUUGCUGUAUGGAAUGGAACCGCUAUGAUUGUAACUAAUGCCUUAUCUCGGUGGGGAGGAAUGUUAUAUAUUGAAGUUUUGGUUCCAUUCUGGCCUGUGAAUAAACAAGAGCUGUUUGAAGAAUCGCUGUGUCGUCUGAUAUGUUCACCCACAACUUAACAAAGCCCAAAUGACGCCAUUGUCCCAUUUGCCUCCUGAGUCUUUGGCGCGAGAAAGAGGACGCUUGAUGGUUGUCUAGCAACCACCAGCUGGUUUUGCUACCCCGCACAACUUGUUCUAGGCCCGGAAGAAUGUUUGGCUGAUUCCCUCUGGUGGAGCACCUUUUUCACAUGCAGAAGGUUCCAGGUUCGAGCCCCAGUGUCUCCAGUUAGGGCUGGGAACAUCCCCUGCCUGGAACUUUGAAGAAAUGCUACCAGUCAGUGUGGACAUUACUGACCUGGGUGGACCAAUGGCCUGACUCGGUGUAAGGGAGCGUCCUCUGUUUCUAUAGCCUUGGCAGCCAUCUUGUUUAGGAGAACCACAACCCCUAUAACACUCAAAUUGCACCUGGGACCACAACUUUCUCAACACCAUACAACCCUUCCGUUAGGAGAGCCAAGCUUGAUGGGGGUGUAUAUUCAAAUACCCGCCCCCCUUCAUGGUUGUGAAGCGCCCUGAGAUCUGCAGAUGAGGGGCAGUAUACAAAUUUAAUAAAUAAUAAUAAUAAUUAUUAUUAUUAUUUUGUAAAUUUGUAUACCACCCUAUACCCGUACAUCUCAAAAUAAAAUGACAAUACCACAAAAUACGAAACAAAACAAAAAAAGACAAUCCAAUAAACGGAAGGUUGUGCAUCUGUUGAUGAAGAUGAUUAACAAUAUCUGAAUGAUUUUUUUGUGGGUGGGUGGGGAACAGAUUUUUGCUCCUCUGACCACAUUUCAGGUGCUUCUCUUCAGACCCAGCUUCCUUCAGAGGAGCCUAGACUGCGGAAAAAAGUCACAUAAUACACUGUACAUUUAAAGCACUUUGAACAGUCACGGUUUCUCCUGAAGAAUCUUGGGAGCUGUAGUUUUUUUAAAGGGCGCUGAGAGUGCUUAGGAGACCCCUGUUGCCCUCCCAGAACUACAAUUCCCAGAGCGGUUUAACAGCCAUUCUGUCUUCCCAGAGAAUUGUAGCUCUGCGAGGGGAGCGGGAAGGGGCAACUCUGGGCGCCCUUGCCAAACUACAACUCCCAAAAUUAUUUGGGGGGAGGCUGCUACUGUUUAAAGUCGCAGUGCUUUCAAAGCAAGGUGCGAACGUGGGCACCGUCCAACCCUGUUCGAGCAGGCAGAGGAGAGAGGCUCCCAGGCAGAAUGGCUUUUUGGAGAUUAGUUUACAGCCCCUUGCUGCUCUCCUGCAGACCAAGUGCCCAAGUCGUAUGCCUCAUCUCCACCCCGGAGACACGAGCCAGGAACUGAUCCAGAAGUCCCCCUCCUUUAAAAUUUGGGUUGGGGUGAUUCCCAUUAAAUCGACCCGCCCUGUGCAGGCCCCGAGAUGUUAUCUCUUCCCAACCCUCCACCUGUCACGUCCGAGCGAGGUGCGGGGACGAGAGGGCUAUCGAUCUGUGGGUCGUGCUGGCUGGCUUUCCAGCUGACUAAUACUGAUCUUUUUUUAAGUCCCUGGAGAGGGGAUGACAUCAGUCCCCGAGGGGCUUGGCCCUGCCAGGGCAGAGUAAAAUUAGCUCCUGCAGGCAACCACCGGGAACUAAAUAUGGAUGUCGGUCGUUCCCCAUCUGGCGGCCUCUGUUUCACAGCAUGUGAAAGCGUGACCUAUUCCUGAGCCAGGAGGACACACGGUUGGCCCGAGAGGACGAGUCUGGAUUUGGAACGGCUCCCGGACCAAGGAGACCAGUGGUGGCUGCAUCUUCCACAGCACCCUGGUGGGGAUGUAGAGGAGAACCCUGGCGGCGCAAUGGUCCUCUUUUGCCCGGUGGGGAGUGUCAGGGAAGACCUCUGAAUACCAGCUGCUGGGGAUUCAGAAGUAGGGAAAGCAGUGUAAGGUAAUUUUAAAAAAUUGGGAAAUGAUAUACAACGAAUUGAAGAAAAUGUUCCAUUUAACAUUUGUUUAAAAAAUCCGGGGCAUUUUUGUUGGGGAUUGUAGGGAAAGACCUGCCAAAAAAGUUGAAAAGCAUCUUCGUGUAUGCGACAACGGCCGCGAGAGUUCUGGUUGCACAAGGAUGGAAGACUGAAGAAACCCCAACUAAGGAAUCAUGGCAAGAAAAAUUGACGGACUAUGCAGAACUGGCAAAACUGACAUAUAAGCUACGGGACAAGGAUAACUGUGGCUUUAAGGAUGAAUGGGAACCCUUUACAAAGUAUCUGAAGACGCAACAAAGCGAACUGGACUCCUUGGCUGGGUUUGAAUAAACAUUGACAAACUUUUUAUUGAUAAUAAUCAGCUAAAUAGUUUGAGGAUCUAUACAACUUUGUAACAUGCAGAAAACAGCAUUUUUAGAAAAAUCAAAGACUGGAACUGAGGGAAGUCGGGGGGUGGGUGGGUUUUGUGUGGGAGGGGGGAGGGAGGAAAAAUGUGGGGGGAAACAAGGAUGAUGUGUUUUUGCAUAAUAUGUCCUGUUAUAAUUUUGAAUAAAAAAAAAGAAAGCAGUGUUGAGCUCGGAUGCUGUUGUCGUUCUUCCCAUUGGGGCAUCUGUGACAGAAGCGAGCCAGCAAUAAAUCACAGCGAGUGACCUGGAGUUAACUCUUUACUAGCAAACACAGGAAGGUCAGUCCCAAGGAGCACAGUAACUGAUCUCCGGCCGGUCUUGCUUCCAUGAAGCAGUUGCUGAGACUGAAGGUCCCUGCCUCUCCCCACAGCUGCUGAAGUCCCCUCCUCUCCAGGAUUUCCCCCCAAGCAAUCAGAGACUGCGCCUGCCUGCAUCCAACCUCCCCUCUGCUCUUUUCAUGCCUCUCCUGGUACUGGGAGACAAGUGGGGAGAGGAGCUUGACGCAGCAGGAGGGGGAGACACCCAUUACUUUUUACUCAUCUCUGCCUCUUGGCCUCCCUCCUCCUGUUUCUGGACUUCUCUCUGCCACAGACUCUCCCUGCUCACAGGGUUGUUGUGAGGAUAAAGUCUGGAGGGGAGAAGCAGGUAAGCCUACUUGAGCUCCUUGGGAGUAGACUGCUACUACUUCUGUAUAGUUAAGGCUGUGGUUUUCCCAGUAGUGAUGUAUGGAAGUGAGAGCUGGACCACAAAGAAGGCUGAUCGCCGAAGAAUGGAUGCUUUUGAAUUAUGGUGCCGGAGGAGACUCUUGAGAGUCCCAUGGAAUGCAAGAAGAUCAAACCUCUCCAUUCUGAAGGAAAUCAGCCCUGAGUGCUCACUGGAAGGACAGAUUGUGAAGCUGCAACUCCAGUACUUUGGCCACCUCAUGAGAAGAGAAGACUCCCUGGAAAAGACCCUGAUGUUGGGAAAGAUGGAGGGCACAAGGAGAAGGGGACGACAGAGGACGAGAUGGUUGGACAGUGUUCUUGAAGCUGCCAGCAUGAGUUUGACCAAACUGCGGGAGGCAGUGGAAGACAGGAGGGCCUGGCGUACUCUGGUCCAGGGGGUCGCGAAGAGUUGGACACAACUAAACGACUAAACAACACUACUACUACUACUACUACUUCUACUGAUGACAACAACCUCUACUGACCUUUGCAUACACAAAAAGUUCCAGUUAUAACCCCCCUUUUAAUUCAGCUGUGAUUUGUGUAUACAUAAUCAUAGAAUAUGGGACAUGGGUGGCGCUGUGGUCUAAACCACUGAGCCUUGGGCUUGCCGAUCAAAAGGUCGUGGUUCGAAUCCCUGUGACCGGGUGAGCUCCUGUUGCUCGGUCCCUGCUCCUGCCAACCUAGCAGUUCGAAAGCACACCAGUGCAAGUAGAUAAAUAGGUACAACUCUAGCAGGAAAGUAAACGGCGUUUCCAUGCGCUGCUCUGGUUCGCCAGAAGUGGCUUAGUCAUGCUGGCCACAUGACCUGGAAGCUGUACGCCGGCUCCCUCGGCCAGUAAAGCGAGAUGAGUGCUGCAACCCCAGAGUCGUCUGUGACUGGACCUAACGGUCAGGGGUACCUUUACCUUUACCUUAAUCAUAGAAUUGCAGAGUUGGAAGGGACCGCAAGGAUCAUCUAGUCCAACCCCCUGCGAUGCCAGAAUAUUUUUCUCCACAUGGGGCUCAAACCCCAGACCCUGAGUUUAAGAGUCUCAUGUUCUACCAACUGAGCUAUCCCUCAGGCCAUUUUUAUACCCAACAUCACUCAGCUACAGCCAGUGAGACUCUUCGGAAUAUUCGUUCCUCGGUGCCACCUCGGUCUGUCACCUUUUAAUUGACACCAGUAGGGUUGCCAUAUUUCAAAAAGUGAAAAUUCAGACGGAAACAAUUGUCCAAAACGACACUGCUGCCAUACGUCCAGAUUUUCCUGGACAUUUCCCCGAAUUCCGCUCAGAUGCUGCUUGCGGCUGCAGUAAUCCAGAUAUGUCCAGACAUAUGGCAACCUGUUACCGUAUUUUUUGCUCUAUAAGACUCACUUUUUCCCUCCUAAAAAGUAAGGGGAAAUGUGUGUGUGUCUUGUGAAGCGAAUGCAGGCUGCACAGCUAUCCCAGAAGCCAGAACAGCAAGAGGGAUUGCUGCUUUCACUGCGCUGCGAUCCCUAUUGCUGUUCUGGCUUCUGAGAUUCAGAAUAUAUUUUUUCUUGUUUUCCUCCUCCGAAAACUAGGUGCGUCUUGUGGUCUGGUGCAUCUUAUAGAGUGAAAAAUACGGUACCUUCUCAGCUUCUGACACCUCCUAUUUCCAGGCUACUCCCUCUUCUGACCUGUAAUUGUCCCACCAUCACUCCAUGGUCUCUGAGCCUUCUUCCCCUGGAGGCUCCACAGCCAACUCCUCCCAUCGCUCCUCUGCAUCCAGCCAGUCCCUGACAUGUGGGACUUUGAGGUUAAAAGUCUCAUGCUCUACCAACUUAAACUCCCACUCCCAGUCUCAGUGUAAGUAGCAUCGCAGUUGAGAUUCAGUGAUAUGAGACAGCUGUAAGUGCAUAGGGCACGCGAGUCCCUACUUUUACGUUUCCGAGCACAAUUCAAAGUGUUGAUCUUUAAAGCCCUAAAUGGCCUCGGCCCAGAAUAUUUGAAGGAGCGUCUCCACCUCCAUCAUUCUGCCCGGACACUGAGGUCCAGUGCCGAGGGCCUUCUGGCAGUUCCCUCGUUGCGAGAAGCAAAGUUACAGGGAACCAGGCAGAGGGCCUUCUUGGUGGUGGCGCCCGCCCUGUGGAACGCCCUCCCACCAGAUGUCAAGGAGAUAAACAACUACCUGACAUUCAGAAGACAUCUGAAGGCAGCCCUGUUCAGGGAAGUUUUUAAUGUGUGACAUCUUAGUGUAUGCUUGGUCUUUUGUUGGAAGCCGCCCAGAAUGGCUGGGGAAACCCAGCCAGAUGGGCGGGGUAAAGUAAAGGUAAAGGGUCCCCUGACCGUUAGGUCCAGUCGUGGCCAACUCUGGGGUUGCGGCGCUCAUCUCGCUUUAUUGGCCGAGGGAGCCGGCGUACAGCUUCUGGGUCAUGUGGCCAGCAUGACUAAGCUGCUUCUGGCGAACCAGAGCAGCGCACGGAAACGCCAUUUACCUUCCCGCCGGAGUGGUACCUAUUUAUCUACUUGCACUUUGACGUGCUUUCAAACUGCUAGGUGGGCAGGAGCAGGGACCGAGCAACGGUAGCUCACCCCGUCACGGGGAUUCGAACCGCCGACCUUCUGAUUGGCAAGUCCUAGGCUCUGUGGUUUAACCCACAGCGCCACCCGUGUCCCUAUGGGCGGGGUACAAAUAAAUUAUUAUUAUUAUUAUUAUUAUUAUUAUCUUUUAAGGCAGGUUUACCCAUUGUGUUUGCUCUCUACAUAUCGCAGGACUACAACUCCCAUCAUCCGUGACCGCUGGCUUUGCUAGCUUGAAGAAUCUGUUCAGUUUUUGACAGGCAAUGUCAAAACUGUGGACUGAGCUAUCCUAUUCGAGGUCUCCUGUUCAGACAGUAAUGCGUACAAUUUGGAAACCCAUGUUUUUUUGUGUGGAGGUGUAUGCUGCCAGUUCAGCCAAAUGCGACCCUGGUCUUCUGCCCCAAAAUUCCUUCCCUAAAGGAUCCCACGCACAAAGCCCUCUCUCCAGCAGUUGCAAUUCAGAAGCAAUUUCAGAAGCGAUCUCGUCGCGCCGAUGCCAUUCUUUUAGGAUUGUUUUGUUGUAGUAAUAAUAAUAAUAAUAAUAAUAAUAAUAAUAAUAAUUUAUUUAUACACCGCCCAUCUGGCUGGGUUUCCCCAGCCACUCUGGGCGGCUUCCAACAAAGUAUUAAAAUACAGUAGUCUGUUAAACAUUAAAAGUUUCCCUAAACAGGGCUGCCUUCAGAUGUUUUCUAAAAGCCUGGUAGUUGUUGUUCUCUUUGACAUCUGGUGGGAGGGCGUUCCACAGUGAGGGAGCCACCACAGAGAAGGCCCUCUGCCUGGUUCCCUGUAACUUGGUUUCUCGCAGUGAGGGAACCACCAGAAGGUCCUCGGCGCUGGACCUCAGUGUCCGGGCUGAACGAUGGGAGUGGAGAGGCUCCUUCAGGUAAGCACAAACGGAAAAGUAAUAAAGAAGUUUGGCUAUUUGCGGCCUCUCGACUGCACCAGGAAUUCCUCCUGUUCGUUUCCAGACUUGAGCUCCCUUUUGUGGGGGAAGAGAGUUUCUUUAGGCAGACAAUUUCAUGUAGGAAUUUGGCAGCUCAGCCAAAUCCUUCGUAAAUAUAUUUUUUUAAAAAGCAGCAAACCCCAGGCAGCCAAAAAAUGAAAUAGAAAAGGAGCAGAGAGGGAGGUGUAAGGACACGUCUAAAAGAGAGCUGGUUUUUCGUUCCAAGUUCCCAUCAUCAGAGGAAGCGGAGAGCGCCUAAGGGUUGCACACCUGUGUUGUGGGAGGGGGGGGGAGGACGCAAGCUACCCACUGAUUUCUGCUACUUGGCACUGUUGCUGUGGGAAGUUUCGUUCUUCAGGACUGAGUUGGACACUACUUAGCUUUGGGGGUGAGGGGUGGGGAAGAAAUUUGAUCCUUUUCGCACCUGAACCUGAACCGGAAGCUAACCUGCGUGCUCCGAAACAAUGCGAAAAGCGAAACGCAGGCCUCUCUCUGAAAUUCACCCUUCUCCAAGGUUUGCAGUUCAGUCCUCUAGCUGGGUCCCCAGAUGUUGUUGGACUACAACUCCCAUCAUCCCUGAGCUCUGGCCUUGCUAGCUAGGGGUGAUGGGAGUUGUAGUUCAACAACAUCUGGGGAACCAUAAUUUGAGAAAGGCUGCGUAGGCAAACUAAGGCCUGUGGGCCGGAUCCGGCCCAAUCGCCUUCUAAAUCCGGCCCACGGACAGUCUGAGAAUCGGCAUGUUUUUACAUGAGUAGAAUGUGUCCUUUUAUUUAAAACACAUCUCUGGGUUAUUUGUGGGGCGUAGGAAUUUGUUCAUUUUUCCUCCUUCAAAAUAUAGUCCGGCCCCCCACAAGGUCUGAGGGACAGUGGACCGGCCCCAUUCUGAAAAAGUUUGCCGUCCCCUGCGUCUAGGCAGAUUGUGUGUCAAAAAAGAGGGAGGGAGCAUUUGUUAGAGUAAAGUGUGCAUAGAAAUGCACACAUUACUGGAAAAUAGGACACAACUUUGCAUUACCCUUGGGAAAAAUUGCUCUGGAGAAAGGUGUCCACUUAGUAAAACUGCGUAGAAAAACACGUGUUGGGGGGGAAAUUCACACUAAAAUGCUGGCGGAUUUUCAUGAGAUUUUUAAAGAAAGCCUUAAAAUGUUGUGGAAAUGUGGAGAAGUGACUGGAAAAACGAGAAACUGAGAUAAAAUGAGAUGGGUGGAUGGAGUCUUGCUCCAGAUGUUGCAGUACCAACUUCUGCAUUUGAGCAUGAAAGUUAAGAAGAAGAAGAAGAAGAAGAAGAAGAAGAAGAAGACCGGGCUCAGGGCAGCUAACAACCAAUAAUAAAAACAAAUUGAUUAAAAUACAAUUUAAAAACAAGAUUAAAAUACAACAUUAAAACAGGAUGCAGCCUCUUCACAGGAGGAGAAAGGAAAAAGAAAGAGGGGGAGGGAAUCAAACUGAUUCCAAGCCAAAGGCCAGGUGGAACAACUCUGUCUUACAGGCCCUGCGGAAAGAAAUCAGAUCCUGCAGGGCCCUGGUCUCAUGAGACAGAGCGUUCCACCAGGCUGGGGCCAGUGUUGAAAAGGCCCUGCCUCUGGUUGAGGCUAAUCUGACUUCCUUAGGGCCCGGGACCUCUAGGGUGUUGCUAUUUAUGGACCUUAAGGUCCUCCGUGGGGCAUACCGGGAGAGGCGGUCCCGUAGGUACGAUGGUCCUAGGCUGUGAAGGGCUUUAAAGGUCAAAACCAGCACCUUGAACCAGACCCUGUACUCCACCGGGAGCCAAUGCAGCUGGAAAAGCACUGGGUGAAUAUGCUCCCAUGGCAGAGACCCUGUGAGGAGCCUCGCUGCAGCAUUCUGCACCCGCUGGAGUUUCUGGGACAGCUUCAAGGGCAGCCCCGCGUAGAGCGAAUUACAGUAGUCAAGCCUGGAGGUGACUGUCGCAUGGAUCACUGUGGCCAGGUCGGGGCGGGAAAGGUCAGGGACCAACUGCUUGAUGCGGCGAAGGUGGAAAAAUGUCACCUUGGCUGUUGCUGUAACCUGCGCCUCCAUGGAAAGGGAGGCGUCAAGGAUUACACCCAAACUCUUAAUGGAAGGCAAUGGCACUAAUUGGGCCCCCGCAAGAGAAGGGAGUUGGUCCUUCAUCUCCAUGCCAUCCCGACCCAGCCAUAGGACCUCUGUCUUCGAAGGAUUUAGUUUCAAUCGGCUCCCAUGAAACCAUCCGGACACAGCUUCCAAGCAUCUGGUCAGAUCUCCAGGAUCUUUAGGUUGACUAGGAGAGACUCUGUAGUGGACUGGCUGGGUGCAACUGGGGAACCAGCUGAGGAACCACUGAGGGAAGAAGGCUGAGAGCCCGGGGAGUGGUGGUGGGAUGAUCAGGAAUGGUCAGAGGGGGAAGACUGGGGAGAGGAGCUGUCGGAAGCUGAAAGGGUAACAUGGCGUAAUGCUUUGAAAGAGAAUAUGAUGAAAAUGAUGUAUAGAUGGUGUAUUACACCAGUGAAAUUAGCUAAAAGGUAUAAGACAAAUAAUAAAUGUUGGAAAUGUAAAGAAAAAGAAGGAACAUUUUAUCAUAUGUGGUGGGAAUGUAAAAAAGGAAAAACUUCUGGGAAAUGAUAUAUAAUGAGCUGAAAAAGAUGUUUUUUAAAAACCAGAAACAUUUUUACUUGGUAUUAUAGGUCAGGACAUUAAUAGGCAAAUGUUAAAUUGUUUUUAUAUGCAACAACUGUGGCAAGAGUGUUGUUAGCCCAGAAAUGAAAACAAGAAGAAAUUACGACGAAAGAAGAAUGGCAGACAAAAUUAAUGGACUGUGCAGAAUUGGACAAAAUGACAGGAAGGAUUCGAAACCUGCAGGACCAGAGAUUUACAGAAGAUUGGAAGAAGUAUAUGAAUUAUUUGAAGAGCAACUGUAAUCAACAAAUUACGCUAGUAGAACUACAAGAAGUUUUGUAAGGAGAGAUAUACGAAGUGUUAUAAAGUAGAAAAAGAUAGAGAUAUUGGUUAUGAGUUUGAAAUGUAAUAGGGAAGAUAAGAAAUGCAUACUGAGAGAUUAGAUUGAAAAAUUUUCAGACAGGAUUGAUGGAAGUCAAAAAUCUGAAUAAGAUGUAAAAGUAUGUUUAAUUACUGUUGAAAAUGAUAUGUUAAAAAAACUAAUAAAAAAUUAUAAUAAUGAAAGGGUAACAUGGUGUAGGGACGCGGGUGGCGCUGUGGGUUAAACCACAGAGCCUAGGACUUGCCGAUCAGAAGCUUGGCGGUUCGAAUCCCCACGACGGGGUGAGCUCCCGUUGCUUGGUCCCUGCUCCUGCCAAACUAGCAGUUCAAAAGCACGUCAAAGUGCAAGUAGAUAAAUAGAUACCACUCUGGCUGGAAGGUAAACGGCGUUUCUGUGCGCUGCUCUGGUUCACCAGAAGUGGCUUAGUCAUGCUGGCCACAUGAUCCAGAAGCUGUACGCUGGCUCCCUCGGCCAAUAAAGCGAGAUGAGCGCCGCAACCCCAGAGUCGGCCACGACUGGACCUAAUGGUCAGGGGUCCCUUUACCUUUAACAUGGUGUAGUGAGCAGGGAGAGUCUGUGGCAGAGAGAAGUCCAGAAUUAAGAGGCAGAAACUGAAGCAGGAAAGGAGGGAUGUCAAGAGGCAGAGAUGAGUCCAGUUGGUGAAGAGACACAGCUGUCUUCCCCUCAUGCUGCAACAAGCUCCCUUCCCUCCUUGUCUCCCAGAACCAGAAGAGGCAUGAAAAGGGCAGAGGGGUGGUUGGAUGCAGGCAGGCGCAGUCUCCGAUUGCUUGGGGAAAGCUCUGGAGAGGAGGAGACUUAAGCAGCUGUGGGGUGGCAGGGAUUUUCAGUCUCAGCAACUGAUCCAUGGGGUGAGACCUAGCAGGGAGAGCUGUCCAUUAGGCCCGACACUCCACCAAGUCUGUGCAGAUCGUGUUCUUGCUAAUAAAGAGUUAACACCAACUUGCUCAGUGUGAUUUAUUGCUGGCUCGCAGCGGCGUAGUGUGGGUUGUCAGCACCCGGGGCAAGGCAAGUAAUUUGCGCCCCCUAACCCGGGGCAAGGCAAGUAAUUUGCACCCCCUAACCCGGGUCAAGGCAAGUAAUUUACGCCCCCUAACCCCUAACCUGCCGCCGCUGCCAGCUUCUUCUUGCUGCUGCCUGGUCUGGUCUGGUGUGGUUCUCUCCCGCGCUCCGCGCUGCGCUGGGCGGCCGCUGCACUGUCCCUCCCCCAGAUAGUCCCUCGCUCUCUCUCCGCACCGCACGCCUGGCACCCACCCCCUCCACAGUGGGCGGCGACCCAGCGGCUCCGAUCGGAUUCGCACAGCCAGCACUGCAGUGAGAGAGAGUGAGUGAGCCAGGUAGGGGCAGAGAGCUGCGAGUGCGAGCGCCCCCCCCCCCAGAUGUUGCGCCCGGUGCGGCCGGCACCCACUGCACCCCCCACGCUACACCACUGCUGGCUCGCUCCUGACUCCCCAAAACUUGUCGUGUGAAUCACAGCCCCCUAAAAUGAAGAAAGCGUCUUGUUUCCUGGGUAUCGGACUCCUCCAGCCUUCCCCGCCCCUCGGCCACAAUAAAUGUUGUGCGACGACUUGCACCAGCACCGGCCGGGCUAGCUGAUCUUCUGACACCCCCUCAGGCAUGAUCUGUUUUGGAUAUCCCUUUUUAUACGUGGUUCUAACCAAAACAAAUAACCCCCAUCUCUUUUUUUAUUGCGAGAAAAUGUGUUUUUUGCCGAAACCGUACGGUUGGGGGGGACGGACAAGGAGGGGAGUGCAGGUUGUUAGAGGCCUGUAUUAAUUUUUAUUUUUUGUAAUUAUAUUUAUAUAUAUAAAAAAGAAGACUGAUGUGUUUUGGCUGCCUUCCUGCGGCUUUCCCCUCUUUCAAAUAAAGCCCCCUUCAUAAGCCGCCGAGCCGCGCUCCCUCGCUAACCAAAGGCUUUUGUCGUCUCGGGGGGAAGCGAGGGAGGGCGCCCCACAAUGAGGCUUUGAAUCUGGCAAGGGAGUUUGCUCCGAGUGAAGCCUCUUUUGCCAUGUUUGCUGCAGGCGCUAACAAAUUACUCCGCCUGACAGCUGAAAGACGUUUGUGUGUGUCUUGGCCCGAUUCAGUGGGGCAGACUGGGCAGUAGCCUUGGGGUGGGGUGUCUGUGUGACUAGGAAAGCAGAGAAGGCCUGUGGGGCAGCAAGCAUCGUGUCUAAAGCCUUGUUGUUGUUGUUUAGUCGUUUAGUCGUGUCCGACUCUUCGUGACCCCCUGGACCAGAGCACGCCAGGCACUCCUGUCUUCCACUGCCUCCCGCAGUUUGGUCAAACUCAUGUUGGUAUCUUCGAGAACACUGUCCAACCAUCUCGUCCUCUGUCGUCCCCUUCUCCUUGUGCCCUCCAUCUUUCCCAACAUCAGGGUCUUUUCCAGGGUCUUCUCUUCUCAUGAGGUGGCCAAAGUAUUGGAGCCUCAGCUUCAGGAUCUGUCCUUCCAGUGAGCACUCAGGACUGAUUUCCUUCAGAAUGGAGAGGUUUGAUCUUCUUGCAGUCCAUGGGACUCUCAAGAGUCUCCUCCAGCACCAGAAUUCAAAAGCAUCAAUUCUUCUGCGAUCAGCCUUCUUUAUGGUCCAGCUCUCACUUCCAUACAUCACUACUGGGAAAACCACAACUUUAACUAUAUGGACCUUUGUUGGCAAGGUGAUGUCUCUGCUUUUUACAGCAUCCCAUAUGCUUCAGACAAUAUCAUUUUGUGUAAUCAUGGAGUUGCAGAGUUGCGAGGGACCCCAGGGGUCAUCCAAACCAACCCCCUGCGAUGCAGAAAUCUCAACUAGAAUACCCCUGACAAAUGGCCACCCAACCUCUAAGGAAGGAGAGUCCACCACUUCCCGAGGGAGUCCAUUCCACUGUCUUUUUUUAAAAAAAAAUAAUUAUUCAUUUUCUUUUUCAUUCAUUACAUACAUCUCAUAUUCAUAACGUUUACUAUGCAUUCCUUCCUUCCACUUCCGGUUUGUUUCUGCUUUCACCCACUUUGCUGUCUCCUAAAAGAAAAGGCUACUAAUAACAUAUUUCUACAAUAACAUCAAACCUAAAAACAUAACUAUAACAAUGAAUACAUCAUAUUAUUUCUCUAUCUUCCACACAUUUUCUAAUACUAAUAAUGUGAAUGUUUAUUUAAAUCCUGCCAUCCAGUCUAUAGACCUUCUUUGUUUCUGCAAGUAUAAUAUAAAUGGUUCCCGUUCUUUUUCAAAGCCACUCUUGUCUUUUUCUCUUAGUCUGUCUGUCGUUUUUGCCAGUUCUGCAUAGUUCAUCAGCUUCUCUUGUCAUUGUUCCAAACAGCUCUUACUGUCAGAAAGUUCUUCCGGGUCUUGAGUUGGAAUCUCCUUUCUGUUAUUUCGCUCUCUCUUCAGAGAAAUGAUGUGGAGUUAUCUGACCUCUGAGCCAAGGAGAUAAGAAACUACAGUGGUACCUCAGGUUACAUACGCUUCAGGUUACAGACUCCGCUAACCCAGAAAUAGUGCUUCAGGAUAAGAACUUUGCUUCAGAAUGAGAACAGAAAUCGUGCUCCGGCAGCGCGGCAACAGCGGGAGGUCCCGUUAGCUAAAGUGGUGCUUCAGGUUAAGAACAGUUUCAGGUUAAGAACGGACCUCCAGAACGAAUUAAGUACUUAACCCGAGGUACCACUGUAUUCAACCUUCAGAAGACAUCUGAAGGAAGUCCUGUACAGUCGUACCUCGGGUUACAGAUGCUUCAGGUUGAGCGUUUUUGGGUUGCGCACCGCUCCAAACCCGGACGUACUGGAACGGGUUACUUCCAGGUUUCGGUGCUCAUAUGUGUGCAGAAAUGCUAAAUCGCGCUUUGCACAUGCGCAGAAGCGCCGAAUCACAACCCGCAUGUGCGCAGACGCAGCGCUUUGGGUUGCGAACGUGCCUCCUGCACGGAUCACGUUCACAACCCAAGCGUCCACUGUAUAGGGAAGUUUUUUAAUACAGUGGUACCUCGGGUUAAGAACUUAAUUUGUUCAGGAGGUCCGUUCUUAACCUGAAACUGUUCUUAACCUGAGGUACCACUUUAGCUAAUGGGGCCUCCCACUGCUAUUGCGCCGCUGCUGCACAAUUUCUGUUCUCAUCCUGAAGCAAAGUUCUUAACUCGAGGUCCUAUUUCUGGGUUAGUGGAGUCUGUAACCUGAAGCAUCUGUAACCCGAGGUACCACUGUAUUGUUUCAUUAUGUUUUUAUGUAUGUCAGAAGCCGCCCAGAGUGUCUGGGGCAACCCAGUCAGGUGGGAAGGGUGUAAAUAUUACUAAUAUUAUUGUGGUUGUUGUUGAAUGUUGUUGUUGUUGUUGAGUCGUUUAGUCGUGUCCAACUCUUCGUGACCCCCCUGGACCAGAGCACGCCAGGCACUCCCGUCUUCCACUGCCUCCCGCAGUUUGGUCAAACUCAUGCUGGUAGCUUCGAGAACACUGUCCAACCAUCUCGUCCUCUGUUGUCCCCUUCUCCUUGUGCCCUCCAUCUUUCCCAACAUCAGGGUCUUUUCCAGGGUCUUCUCUUCUCAUGAGGUGGCCAAAGUAUUGGAGCCUCAGCUUCAGGAUCUGUCCUUCCAGUGAGCACUCAGGGCUGAUUUCCCUAAGAAUGGAGAGGUUGGAUCUUCUUGCAGUCCAUGGGACUCUCAAGAGUCUCCUCCAGCACCAGAAUUCAAUAGGACUUUCCUAUUUUCACCAGAGAAACAUUGGAGAAUAUGUUUCCCCGCUGUCGUUUGGUCAAGUUUGUCUCAGGUCAUCUGAAAGUGGCCCUAGGUGCACAUCUCGUCAUAGCGUUUUUUUGGCGUGUGUUCAGGGCCACCCGAUCUCGGUUCAGGAGCCCGUCCAAAAUCCUGUCACGCUAUUUGACCAGGGAGGCAAAUUAUCGCCUCCCUGCGGGGGGCUCAUUAAGACCUGCUUGCUCCUGUGAGUGUGAAAAAUAUUGUUUUUGAGGCAUCAUUUCAUUUUAAUAUUAUUUUUUUACGAGCCUGGGGACCGUCGGCUGUCCCUGUCAGCGGCAUCUAUUUUUAAAGCAGGGGCUGACAGGCGAUGGCAUCAUCGUGUUGAUGUAGCGACCGGGGAGAGUAAAUAAAGUGGAAAGGGACGGAGGUUUAUUCAGUGCCGUGAGGUUGAUUUCCCAACCGAAGGCUGGUGCCUAGGAAGGCAUUCGUAUUACUCAAACACAGCUUUCUUGCAGUCCUUACACAGUACAAUAGUAUAUAUCAACGGUUAUUAAUGUGGUAACGUUGUGGAUAGCAGGGGAGGAUAUAUUGAUUAAAUAUUAUCCUUCCUCACUCACACUAGGCAGUAGCAGAGUGCUUAGUAGGAAGCUAGUUGGUAGAUUCGUUUGAAUCUCUUUACUUAAGCCAUCCAAUCUGGCUUUGUCCAGAUUGGGCAUGGGUAGCCAAACUAAGGCCUGGGGGCUGGAUCCGGCCCAAUCACCUUCUCAAUCCGGCCCGCAGACGGUCCAGGAAUAAGUGUGUUUUUAUAUCAGUAGAAUGUGCCCUUUUAUUUAAAAUGCAUCUCUGGGUUAUUUGUGGGGCAUAGGAAUUCGUUCAUUUUUUUCCUUUCAAAAUAUAGUUCGGUCCCCCACAAGGUCUAAGGGACAGUGGACCGGCUCCCUGCUGAAAAAGUUUGCUGACCCCUGAGAUUGGGUUUGUUCCUGCUAAAUUCCCCUCUUAUCCCGCUCAAAAAGAAAAAAGACGCUACAGUCCUCUUUUAAAAGUAACGAUAAGAAGUUUACUCGCAUUCAGUUCACAGUAGGUUCCCUGAAGGCAGCCUUUAGCUUGGAAUUACAGAGGAGAGAGUCGGUUCAUCCCAUGUAGGGAAAUGAGCCCAUGUGCUCCUGGCUGCGUGACCAGCCCUUUUAUGAGGUCUCCCAGGGCCCCGCCCAUCUACCUGGUCACUCCAGACCAGGUGUGACAGGAAGUCCUCCUGGCUGGAGUAACAUCCCCUUGUGUGUCCACUCUGGGCAAACGGGAAGUGCUGUACUUGACUGCUUAUGUUACACUCCACAAUUCAGGUGUAAGAUCAGCCUUGCCAGUCAACAGAGGAGCUUUAGCCUGUACAGUGGUACCUCGGGUUAAGUACUUACCGUACUUUUCGCUCUAUAAGACGCACCAGACCAUAAGACGCAUCUAGUUUUUGGAGGAGGAAAACAAGAAAAAAUAAUAUUCUGAAUCUCAGAAGCCAGAACAGCAAGAGGGAUCGCUGCGCAGUGAAAGCAGCAAUCCCUGUUGCUGUUCUGGCUUCUGGGAUAGCUGCACAGCUUGCAUUCGCUCCAUAAGACGCAGACACAUUUCCCCUUACUUUUUAGGAGGGAAAAAGUGAGUCUUAUAGAGCAAAAAAUACGGUAAUUUGUUCUGGAGGUCCGUUCUUAACCUGAAACUUCUUAACCUGAAGCACCACUUUAGCUAAUGGGGCCUCCCGCUGCUGCCGUGCCACCGGAGCACAGUUUCUGUUCUCAUCCUGAAGCAAAGUUCUUAACCCGAGGUACUCUUUCUGGGUUAGCGGAGUCUGUAACCUGGAGCGUAUGUAACCCGAGGUACCACUGUACAGUCAUGCCUCAUGUUACGUUUGCUUCAGGUUGCGCGUUUUCAGGUUGCGUCCCGCGGCGACCCAGAAGUACCAGAAAGGGUUCUUUUCGGGUUUUGCCGCUCGCACAUGCGCAGAUGCGCAAAAUGGCGUCAUGUGCAUGCGCAGAAGUGGCGAAACGCGACCUGCGCAGACGUGGGGUUCGUUCUGCUCAUGUUGCGAACGGGCCUCCGGAACGGAUCCCGUUCACAACCAGAGGUACCACUGUACAUCUUGAUUUCUUGGCCUUUGGGCUAAGGUCGAGUGUAGUUUCUUGUUACUAGCAAACAAACCCCCAAGGGCUGGGCUUGGGGAGCUGCCAGUUAGCAGCAUCUUGAGGAUAGGCUCCUAGGGUCCUUCUGGACAUCCUUUUGUGGUGCAUUCACGACGAUUUGCACUUGUGAUGGUUUCAGAGUGGUUAUAUCAUGUGAAAAACCCGAAUUUGGUGCUAGGUGCCAUUAGGAAGGAAUUGAAAACAAGACUUCUCGUAUUAGUAUGCUGUGAUACGAAUCGUUGGUGCAACUGCGUUUGGAGUUCUGUGGACCGUUCUGGGUGCCUCCGCUCAAAAAGGAUGCUGGGGAAAGUUCGUAGAAGGGCAGCCAUGAUCCUGGCGAGGCAGAGGCUCCCCCGCAGACAAAGGCUGCAGCGUUUGGGAGGUUUCAGUUUAGAGAAAAGGCGAGGAAGAGGCAAAAUGUUAGACGUACCUGAAAUGGUGUGUGGCAUGCAGAGAGUGGGUGGAGAGAAGGUUUUCUUCCUCUCUCGUAAUACCUAAAUGCAUGGACUUUGUGAUUUUAAAGUCUUAGAUAUAUAAUAAAUGUUCAUAAAUGUACCAACCGAGCAUGUACAUAGAUCAGCACAGGAACACCGACCUGAAACCAUUUUUGAUUCCCAAACCGACCAAAUGUUUUCUCUGCAAGGAAAAUGGAGAAGCCUCCCCAUUGUCUUUUCCUUCACAAAUCCUGUCUUAAGGAUAUGUCUGUCUGUGUUUGAAUAGGGUGAGCCUGUGAACUGGCUCAGGUACUAAGUAUUUAUCAUUACAAAAGACUGGCCAGGCUCCCCAAGGUAUCCAAUCAAGUGAGCAUUAACAGGCAAACCUGUCAAAUGAGAUAAACAACGCACUCAGAUUUCUGCUGUAGACCGCCUUUUCUGUGAUGUAGGUAUGAUGUAUCUUGGGGGUGGUGGUCUUGGGUUACACCCCUUCUGUGAUGUAUGUAUGAUGUAUGGAGGGGUGGUCUGGAGCUCCAGGGCGGGCAAUUUAAAAUUUCUAUAUAAGGGCAGGUACACCUUUGUUUGGGGUCCUCCUCCUUUCCUGCAGGUGAGGGGAGCACCCUAUUGCAACAGUUCAAUAAAGAUCAGGCUUACGAGCUGCUUUGCUUCUCAAUAUUCUCUGGUUGGCCUCUGUUAUUUUCUCCUACCAAUAGGGAACCUACGUAAGGACUCUAUAUGGGCUCUUGGAUACCCCAUAAGGGAAGAAGGGCAGAUUUUGUUUACAACAACUUCCUUUUUUUUUUUUAAUAAACGAUUUUUAUUAAGGUUUCAAUAAAAAGUUAGACAGAAAGACAUAAAAAAGAAAUACACAAAUACACAAUACACAAUACAUAAUCCAAAAAAAGAAAGAAAAACACAAAAAAACCAAAAAGCAGGAAAAAAAACAGAACAAUUAAAAACAAUAUCACUUUUUCAUUUCCGUUUUUAAAUUACUUAUUUUCUGGACUUCCUCAUACCUCCCUCUUUUGUAUUCCAGUCUAAAUUGUUUGUCCAGCAAUUUCUUUUCCACUUUUUAAUCCCAGUCUUUAAUCUUAAUAUAAUAUAACAUCAAAAUUUUACCUCUUAAGUACCAAAUUUCCAUUUCCUUGGACUUCUUUAAUCCUAAUCUUUAAUCUCACUGUAAUAUAAUGUUAAAAUUUUACCUCUUAAGUACCAAAUUUCCAUUUCCUUAAACUUAAACUUCUUUCAUCCUAAUCUUUAAUCUUAAUCUAUCUAUAACUUUAUCCUGUACAGCUGGAAACCACUUAUUUUCAAUCCAACAUCACUCUAACAUUCAUUAAUUUUGCAGUGUUUCUGUAGAUAAUCUUUGAAUUUCUUCCAAUCUUCCUCCACCGACUCUUCUCCCUGGUCAUGGAUUCUGCCAGUCAUUUCCGCCAGUUCCAUAUAGUCCAUCAGUUUCAUCUGCCAUUCCUCCAGCGUGGGAAGUUCUUGUGUCUUCCAGUACUUUGCGAUGAGUAUUCUUGCUGCUGUUGUUGCAUACAUAAAGAAAGUUCUAUCCUUUUUUAACACCAUUUGGCCGACUGUUUACAACAACUUCCAACGGAGCUCAUGGAGGUAUCAGUGGCUACCAGCCACAAUGGCUCUGCCUCCACUUCUGAAUCCCAGUUCCUGGAAACUGCAGGAAGGGAGGGCUCUGGUGCUCGGAUCCUGCUUCCAGGUUCUCCACAGCAUCUGUUUGGCCGCUUUCAGAACAGGGCAUUGGAUCUAGCAGGGUUUUUCUUAUGUUCUUGGGGGUCAACAAAGUGGGAAAGAAUUUGAACAAAUUUGAGCAAGAAUGGACACUGGCGAACUCUGAAAGCAAAGAGUGCAAUAAUUGGGUGCACUCUUCCCACCUUGGAUCAAAUCUAUGCUUCCAGGUGCUAUAAGAAAGCUGCAGAGAUAGCGCAGGAUAGUGCGCACCCCGGAAAUGAUCUCUUUCAGCUUCUGCCUUCUGGAAGAAGGUACAGGGUUAUAAAGACUAGGACUAGCCGCCUGAGAAACAGUUUCUAUCCAAAUGCGAUUUUGGUUUUAAACGCAAUGUAAGGAGUCUCUAGGGAUGCGGGUGGCACUGUGGGUUAAACCACAGAGCCUAGGGAUUGCCUAUCGGAAGGUCGGCGGUUCAAAUCCCCGGGACGGGGUGAGCUCCCGUUGCUCGGUCCCUGCUCCUGCCAACCUCGCAGUUCGAAAGCACGUCAAAGUGCAAGUAGAUAAAUAGAUACCGCUCCGGCGGGAAGGUAAACGGCGUUUCUGUGCGCUGCUCUGGUUCGCCAGAAGCGGCUUAGUCAUGCUGGCCACAUGACCCGGAAGCUGUACGCCGGCUCCCUCGGCCAAUAAAGCGAGAUGAGCGCCGCAACUCCAGUGUCGGCCACGACUGGACCUAAUGGUCAGGGGUCCCUUUACCUUUACCUAAGGAGUCUCUAUGGGAGUAUAUUGUAUUUUAAAAAUGGGGUGUCAGAGUUUUUAGGGGGCUAACCAGGUUGGGAUAGCUGGGGUAGCAGGCUUGUUGGUUUUGAAUGUCUUAUGUAGAUUUUUUUCCCCCCAAUUUCGUUGUUCUGUACGGGACAAUGAUGUUAUGUACUGAAGUUCUCACCCUGGGCCAGCAAGGGGAUACUAUAGAUAGUUUUCACUCAGGUCCACAUAUGCAAAUAAGGGAUCGAAAGUGACGUUCAGUGAUUGGAUAGUUACAGAAAGUUGUUACUGUUGCGUUGUAGUGGAGCAGGCUGGAUGAGCCCUUCAGUUCAGUUCUGUUCUGGCCUGUGAAUAAACAAGAGCUGUUGAAGAAUCGCUGUGUCGUCUGAUAUGUUCACCCACAACUUAACAAAUAAGAAUAAAGGUUAUCGUAUCGUAUCGUACCCUUUUGCAGUCCUCUUACGCUGUGUGUUGUUGUGAUAAUGGAUGCUGCUCUUGCAGCCCACUAGUGGGACUCCUUGAAUGCUUCAAAAUCCAGCAUGUGACAAGCCGUUGCCAACAGAGUCAGUGGAUAUGGGUGGAGGCUGGCAGCUUCACGAGUCGCAUUGCUGGGCAACUGCCAAGGCAUGUAUCUCAGCAGGGGGUGGGGGGCGCUGCCAGACCCCCAAAGAUCACCCACCCCAACCCUGCCCCUCUACUAUUUCUGCUUGGCCAUCUGCAAGAUUUUUUCCAGGGGUGGGGGCAAAGGCAAACACUGAAAGGGGAGAGUGGCCUUUUUAAAAAAAACAUUGAGAAUAAUAGUGCCUGUACAUUUUACCUCCUGACUCAGGUUUUCAGACCCUCCAAGUUUCCCUAUUUUCCAGGGACAGUCCCCCCAGAUUUACAGAAACUGUCCUGGAUCCAUCUGAACGCGACCCUCGUUCAGGGAAGGUGUUUGGCUUUUUUUUUUUACUGUUUACAGCGGUACCUCGGAUUACAUACGCUUCAGGUUACAUACGCUUCAGGUUACAGACUCCGCUAACCCAGAAAUAGUGCUUCAGGUUAAGAACUUUGCUUCAGGAUGAGAACAGAAAUCGUGCUCCAGCAGCGCAGCAGCAGCAGGAGGCCCCAUUAGCUAAAGUGGUGCUUCAGGUUAAGAACAGUUUCAGGUUAAGAACGGACCUCCGGAACCAAUUAAGUACUUAACCCGAAGUACCACUGUACUGUUUUAUUAUGUUUUUCUAUGUGUUGUUAGUCGCCCCGAGUGGCUGGGGCAACCCAGUGAGAUGGGCGAGGAAGAAGAAGAAGAAGAAGAAGAAGGAGAAGAAGAAGAAGAAGAAGAAGAAUGGAAUAGGACAUCCCUAUUUUCAUAGGAGAAAUGUUGGAGGGUAUGGGUUUUGCAAUUGCUAGGAACUUGCUCUUUUAAAAAAUGAUAGUCUGGAGAUUGUGGUUUCCAGUGGGGGGAGGUACCCCUUUGUCCAUCUGUCCCCCUGCCUCGCCCCAUAGGUGCCGAUUUAUCUCUGCCUGUUUCCCUGCUCCUAUUUUUCACCAGCAAAAUACUAGAGAAUCUGAUCUCGACCAAUCAGUUGAAGGCUUUUCCUUCAGGGUGCAGAGAUCACCCAGCUCCCCUGGGCCGAAUGCUUUCUGGACAGAGCUUUCCCUGGUCUAGUUACUCUGUCGACGCGACACUCAGAUUUUCCUGGCCGAAGCCUCUGUGGUUACCAGCGGCGUGCGAGAGCCAAUGUAAGCUUGAAGGCACUUGGGUAGCUAGUACACACACACACACACACACACACACACACACACAAUUUGUUGGGCUGUGAGGGCUGCAGGCUGCCGUGUCAAUCAAUACGCUGCAAUGUGAUGUUAGCUGCCUCUUAACCGCUGUUCCGAAUCCGUCCUGUUUCAUCUUAGGCCAUGUUCACACCGCACAUUGAAAGCACUGUGAUGCCACUUUAAACCAUUAUGGUUUCCUGCAAAGAAUUCUGGGAACUGUAGUUUGCUGAGAGUCGUUAGGAGACUUCCCUAUUCCCCUCCCAGAGCUACAAUUCCCAGAAUUCUCUGUGAAGGGCGAUUGACUGAGAAUUGUAGCUCUGGGAGGGGGAUUUUUUUUGGGGGGGGGGUUGGUCUCCUAACAACAGCACCCUUAACAAACUACAACUCCCAGAAUUCUUUGGGGGAAGCCGGGACAGUUUAAAGUGGUGUCAUAGUGCUUUAACCAUGAGGUGCGGAUGCAGGGGGGAAAGUUUAAGCCAGCCUUUCAUCAUCCUGGUGCUGUCCAGAUAUUUAGGAUGCUGGCUGGGGCUGGUGGGAGUUGUAGUUCAAAACAUCUAGAUGGCACCAGAUUGAUGAAAGGCUGCUUUGAACAGAACAGUCAUCUCCCUCCCUUAAUGUACAAAGGUACAAAUGUGUGUUUGCACACAAACCAUCUGUCAACUGAACUUUCAGUUUGUCAAUUGAACUUUCACCGUCGGAGCUUGAUGUCGUACCAGUGAAUCUGAAGCUCCGUUUUUAAUGAUUUGGAACAUUCAUGGUUGCCGAGUUUGAUUUGGUAUUAUUUUUAAAAACUGGCCUGGGAGAACAGGCUAGUCCCACCCCACCCCCAUCCCUGUAGAUUUAUAGACACCUGUAUAUUUAUUUCAUAGGUCCCUCAAUAUCUCAAUUUACUCACCCUGUGAGAAGUGAGGUUACAGAGACCAGGCAGAGGGCCUUCUCGGUAGUGGCGCCCACCUCGUGGAACGCCCUCCCAUCAGAUGUCAAGGAGAUAAAGAACUCUGAUUUUUAGAAAACAUCUGAAGUUUUUAAUGUUUGAUGUUUUAUCGUGUUUUUAAUAUUCUGUUGGGAGCCACCCAGAGUCAAUUCUGUGUCCAGGGCGGAUGUAUCCCAGCUCCAUCUGGUACGCAGGAUGAGACCCUACCUGCCUGCACACUGUCUCCUCAGAGUGGUACAUGCUCUGGUUAUCUUCCGCUUGGACUACUGCAACGUGCUCUACGUGGGGCUACCUUUGAAGGUGACCCGAAAACUACAACUAAUCCAGAAUGCGGCAGCUAGACUGGUGACUGGGAGCAGCCGCCGAGACCGUAUUAACACUGGUCCUGUAAGACCUACAUUGGCUCCCAGUACGUUUCCGAGCACAAUUCAAAGUGUUGGUGCUGACUUUUAAAGCCCUAAACGGCCUCGGUCCAGUAUACCUGAAGGAGCGUCUCCAACCCCAUCAUUCAGCCUGGACACUGAGGUCCAGCGCCGAGGGCCUUCCGGCAGGGUAUAAAUAAUAAUAAGUUGUUGUUGUUGUUGUUUAACUCUUCUGCAUGAAGAAAGGCUUUCUAUUGCCUGUCCUGACUCUUCAGUUUCAUGGAGUGGUCUUAAGUAACAGGAGAGAAGGAGAAUAACCAAACCGUGAUCCCAUGUCAUGUGGCGGGCUGUUCCCUUCUUUCGUCAGCCAUUAAGAAGAGCCUUUCAGCAAGAGGGGCUCACACGAUGGGUUUUCUUAGCGAGCAUCGCCCACUGAACACUGACCAUCAAUGUGCAGACUCCAUUUCACAUCCCAAGCCGAGGAAUUAUCCCCCUCCUCCCCACCGGAUAGGGAAUGACAUUCGAUUCGUAGUACAUGUAAGCCUUACGACCUGGACAAAGGGAUGUGGGUGGUGCUGUGGCUUAAACCACAGAGCCUAGGGCUUGCUGAUCAGAAGGUCGGCGGUUCGAAUCCCUGCGACGGGGUGAGCUCCCGUUGCUCGGUCCCUGCUCCUGCCAACCUAGCAGUUCGAAAGCAUGUCAAAGUGCAAGUAGAUAAAUAGGUACCACUCUGGCGGGAAGGUAAACGGCGUUUCCGUGCGCUGCUCUGGUUUGCCAGAAGUGGCUUAGUCAUGCUGGCCACAUGACCCGGAAGCUGUACGCUGGCUCCCUCGGCCAAUAAAGCGAGAUGAGCGCCGCAACCCCAGAGUCGGCCACGACUGGACCUAACGGUCAGGAAGGGAUCUUGGGCUGUUGCAAGCGACGGAGUCUGUGUCUGAGGGACGCUCUGACCCCCACACUUAAUAAAUUCUUAUUCUGUACCAACUGUCCACCCUAAGCUUUUUGCUCCAAUGAUUUAAAAAGAAUUGGAGACUUCGUUGGUUCAGUUAAAGCAGACUUGGCUGCUUUCCAGCUGCUUUGGCACUACAAAACCCAUCAACUGGUCAGGCUGAUGGGAAUUGUGAUCAAAAGCACCUGGAAGUCAGCCAGUGCUCAGAUGGUGGAUCCUUUCAUGGUAGAUUUUUAAAGCAGAGGUUGGAGAGCCACCUGCUGGGGAUGCUUUAGUUACAAUGCCUGCAUUGGGGAAGGUUAGACUAGAUGAACCUUGGGGGUCCCUUCCACCUCUGAAAUUGUAUUAUUCUAUGAAAGGUGGCAUGGGACGUGGGUGGCGCUGUGGGUUAAACCACAGAGCCUAGGACUUGCCGAUCAGAAGGUCAGCGGUUCGAAUCCCCGUGACGGGAUGAGCUCCCGUUGCUCGGUCCCUGCUCCUGCCAACCUAGCAGUUCGAAAGCACAUCAAAGUGCUAGUAGAUAAAUAGGUACCGCUCCAGCGGGAAGGUAAACGGCGUUUCCGUGCGCUGCUCUGGUUCGCCAGAAGCGGCUUAGUCAUACUGGCCACAUGACCUAGAAGCUGUACGCUGGCUCCCUCGGCCAAUAAAGCGAGAUGAGCGCCGCAACCCCAGAGUCAGCCACGACUGGACCUAAUGGUCAGGGGUCCCUUUACCUUUACCUUUAUAUGAAAGGUGGACUUGAAAAGCCCUGUUGUGUACAACAGCGUUCCCCAACCUGGUGCCCUGCAGAUAUAGAGUCCAAAACAUCUGCCUCAAAGUCCUGUCCUAAUGGUGCCUCUGGGAAUGGCGAUUCCAGCAGCUCACUUUAAGGGAAUGUUAGCAAGGUCUUCUCCCAGAGACAGUCUGCGGGCAGGUAGGGUCUCAUCCUGCGUACCGGAUGGAACUGGCAGACAGCCGCCCUGGACACAGAAUUGACCUGGAGCUAUGGAACUCACUCCCACAGGAGCCCACCAACUUAGAUUAGACCAGUUUGUGGAGGAGAGGGUUAUUGAUGUCUACUAGUCAGGAUGCAGAUCUCUACAUGUUUCAGCCAGAUCUACUGUUUUCGCCAUAGGCAUACGAGCAAAUGGCUUGGAGUGCUCCAAAAACAUCUUUUGGAGUGACUCAAGCUGUGUUUUCCAUCACACUUAACAGAACUCCGGAAACCAAAACACCUUGGCAGUUUCAGUUCUGCUAAAUGCUCCGCUUCGGAGCAUAUCAUAUCCCAGAAGCUCCCCUUUCAUGUGAACUGGACGAAUGUCGCUGUCCCUGAGAGAGUGGCCAGUCUUUCGCCCCUCAGGGAUCCCAGGCUGCUACAACCCUCGCACCGAUCCUGACCCCCUCUGCCCAUGUGAAGGCGAGCAGCUUUUCGGGCUUGAACAUGGCACCGUGUUCGUUGCCACAACUCUGUCCUUCCCCUGGAGUGACUUAACCCUUGGCAGUGGGUGCCACCAUUUGCAAUCUUUGGAAGGGAUCUUGGGCAGUCGCGAGCGGCGGAAUCUGUGUCUGAGGGACGCUCUGUCCCCCUGCACUUAACGGCACUAGGCUGGGGGACGUGGCGCCUUUUGGACACGGUAGCUAUCUGCCUGGGGGUGGGUGGGGAGGAUGACAUCAUGUCUGCAGAGCAACGGUGGAGCUUGAAAGACACUCCUUUGAUUUAGAAGUGCGAUGGGGGGCCGGCAGAUCCUGCCGAAGACACGUCAGGGUCUGCGGUGUGAGGAAGAGACCCCCACCAAGCCUGAAUCGUGGUUAUAGAGUUUGAGAGUUAGGUUUGGGGCAGGUGGGGGGUGGAUGGGCAGACCUGGGUUCAGGCCAAGCAAAAGAAUUUGCUCUGCAAAGAUUAUCCUCUGUGAAUCACAGUGGUGAAUACUCACUAGAUGUUCCCCUCGUAUUCUAACGUUUGUGGAAUAUUUGGUUUCCGUAUUUGACAUCCAAUCCCCAUUUUUGUUUGGCCGUGACAUGAAAUAGUUGGCAUCAGACAGCGUUCGAUUGUUGACAUGCAGCAGUGUUCAGUAAAUAAUAAUAAUAAUAAUAAUGUAUUAUUUAUACCGCAUCCAUCUGGCUGAGUUUCCCCAGCCACUCUGGGCGGCUUCCAAUCGAAUGUUAAAAACAAUACAGCAUUAAAUAUUAAAAACUUCCCUAAACUGGGCUGCCUUCAGAUGUCUUUUAAAGAUAAGAUGGCUACUUAUUUCCUUCACAUCUGAAGGGAGGGCGUUCCACAGGGCGGGCGCCACUACCGAGAAGGCCCUCUGCCUGGUUCCCUGUAACCUCACUUCUCGCAAUGAGGGAACUGCCAGAAGGCCCUCGGCACUGGACCUCAGUGUCCGGGCAGAACGAUGGGGGUGGAGACACUCCUUCAGGUAUACAAGACCAAGGCCAUUUAGAUCUUUAAACGUCAGCACCAAAACUUUGAAUUGUGCUUGGAAACGUACUGGGAGCCAAUGCAGAUAUCUCAGGACCGGUGUUAUGUGGUCCCAGCGGCCGCUCCCAGUCACCAGUCUAGCUGCUGCAUUCUGGAUUAAUUGCAGUUUCCGGGUCACCUUCAAAGGUAGCCCCACGUAGAGCGAACUGCAGUAGUCCAAGCGGGAGAUAACCAGAGCAUGCACCACUGGGGCAAGACAGUCUGUGGGCAGGUAGGGUCUCAUCCUGUGUACCUGAUGGAGCUGGUAGACAGCCGCCCUGGACACAGAAUUAACCUGCACCUCCAUGGUCAGCUGUGAGUCCAAAAUGACUCCCAAUAUUGUAUUGUAUCCCAGUAUUGUAAUGCAUCGGUUAGUAUUUGGAAUGAGCAGCGAGCACAAUCCAGCCCUCCGCCAACAUGCUGGGUAGGGUGCAGAUAUCCACGAUGAGCUACCAAUGAUAUAAUAACAGUGUUCUUCAAUCUCGGGUCCCUAGACAUGGUUGUUGGACUACAACUCCCAUCAUCUGUGACCAUUAGCUGGGGAUGAUGGGAAUUGUAGUCCAACAACCACGUCUGGGGACCCGAGGUUGAAGAACAGUGAUAUAGAAGGGUAAAAUUUCGUUAAACGUAGCAACACAAAGUGGAGGCGUCAGCAGAUCAAAUAACUUAGAUUGGUCGUCUUCACUGACCUGGUGACCGCAUAGGAACGUGAAAACAUCUUUGCUGGAUCAGGCCAAAGGCCUAUCUAGGGCGCAUUCAGAGAUGGGGAAUAUUGUGUUAGUUUUCCUGAUUAUACUUCUGGUGCUUCUGCCUCAUUUUCUAAUGUUCCUUUCCCACUACACUACCUGUGCGCUACAGAACUGUGGCUUUUUGACCAAUAUACUUGGAUGUCUGCUUUUGAAUUCUGGUGCUGGAGGAGACUCUUGAGAGUCCCAUCAAGAUCAAACCUAUCCUUUCUGAAGGAAAUCAGCCCUGAGUGCUCACUGGAAGGACAGAUCGUGAAGCUGAGGCUCCAGUACUUUGGCCACCUCAUGAGAAGAGAAGACUCCCUGGGAAAGACCUUGAUGUUGGGAAAGAUGGAGGGCACAAGGAGAAGAGGACGACAGAGGACGAGAUGGUGGGACAGUGUUCUCUAAGCUAGCAGCAUGAGUUUGACCAAACUGCGGGAGGCAGUGGAAGACAGGAGUGCCUGGCGUGCUCUGGUCCAGGGGGUCACGAAGAGUCGGACACGACUAAAGGACUAAACAACAACACUUGCAUGUCACACUAAAUUUAAUCCACACUAGUCGGGUGUGUUGUGGCACAACGGCAGACAUCGUUGGACAACGUUGCUUCUCUCCUCUCCCCCCUCCCUUUUUGCACCUGCGUUCUUCUGUCCCCCCCCCAAAAUAACCCCCCCCCCAUUAAGACAGUAGGAAAGAACUGCAUCCCGCUACACCCAGAGUUUUCCACCCCGGCUUAAACAGAUAUAUUUGAUUCUGGAAUCAGAGAACACAGAAAUGAACACUGUGCUCCAUUUGUUUUCCAGAAGUGGCUUUUGGUGUGAAAACUAACAAUGGGAGAAACGCCAGGGAAAUGGAAUAAUUUGUUGCCCGGGCAUAUCCAUGUUGUCCGACCCAGAAAUAAAUAUAUAGUUCCCUCCUCCUGGGUAUUUGAGGCAGCGAGGGGACACAGAGGACGAGCCCAGGGAACCGCAUCUGUAUCGGCCUGCAUGUCGUCAUUGCUUUUCCGCACGGGCAAGUGAGCUAAGAGACACUCCUCGGGUCCGUAAAUCAAAAAUUGAGCAGCGCUGGGUUGUGUGGAAAAGAGAAGACAAGCGGCCUGCUUUGGCAGGACUCCCCAAUCACUCGGCAGGGGAGCUGGGCUGGUGGUUUUGGCAGAGAAGGAGGGGGGCUCCCCCUGAUCCCACCCCACCCUGAGGGAAUCCAGAACAAGCUUCUCUUUGCUGGAGAAACCCACAGCUGAAAUGGAUGGCUGUUCGGGGGCAGGAAGGGAGAAAGAGGGUUGUCUGCCCCCUUGGGUCUGGAGUGAGAGAGUGCGUGUAUAAUAAUAAUAAUAAUAAUAAUAAUAGCAAUAAUAAAUUUUAUUUAUACCCUGCCCUCCCCAACCAGAGCCGGGCUCAGGGCAGCUAACACCAGUAAAAUAACAGUAAAAACAGUAAAAGAAAGAAAGAAAAAAACCAAUUUAAAAUACAGGUUAAAAUGCAAUUUAAAAUGCAGCCUCGUUUUAAAAGUAGCCCAUAGAUCAAAACCAUAGGGGAGGGAAACAUAAGGGUCAGACUGAGUCCAAAGCAGAGGCCAGGCGGAACAGCUCUGUCUUGCAGGCCCUGCGGAAAGAUGUCAAGCCCCGCAGGGCCCUGGUCUCUUGUGACAGAGCGUUCCACCAAGUCGGGGCCAGUACUGAAAAGGCCCUGGCCCUAGUUGAGAGCAAUCUAACCACCUUGCGACCUGAGACCUCCAAAACGUGGUCAUUUGUGGACCUUAAGGUCCUCCGCGGGGCAUACCAGGAGAAGCAGUCCCGUAGGUAUUAGUUUUCCACCCCGAGGCAUAAGGUUUUUGCUGAUACUUAACUUCGUCGGAGGCAGGAUUUAGCUCAGAGUUCCCUGGGAAGAAGGACCAGCUGUUAAUCUGUAUCCAGGGCAGCUGUCUACCAGCUCCAUCUGGUACGCAGGCUGAGACCCUACCUGCCCGCGGACUGUCUCGCCAGAGUGGUGCAUGCUCUGGUUAUCUCCCGCUUGGACUACUGCAAUGCGCUCUACGUGGGGCUACCUUUGAAGGUGACUCGGAAACUACAACUAAUCCAGAAUGCGGCAGCUAGACUGGUGACUGGGGGCGGCCGCAGGGACCACAUAAUGCCGGUCUUGAAAGACCUACAUUGGCUCCCAGUGCGUUUCCGAGCACAAUUCAAAGUGUUGGUGCUGACCUUGAAAGCCCUAAACGGCCUCGGUCCAGUAUACCUGAAGGAGUGUCUCCACCCCCAUCGUUCUGCCCGGACGCUGAGGUCCAGCGCCGAGGCCUUCUGGUGGUUCCCUCAUUGCGAGAAGCAAAGCUACAGGGAACCAGGCAGAGGGCCUUCUCGGUAGUGGCGCCCACCCUGUGGAACGCCCUCCCAUCAGAUGUCAAAGCGAUAAAUAACUACCUGACAUUCAGAAGACAUCUUAAGGCAGCCCUGUUCAGGGAAGUUUUUAAUCUGUGAUAUUUUAGUGUAUUUUUUGUUUCUAUGGAAGCCGCCCAGAGUGGCUGGGGAAACCCAGCCAGAUGGGCAGGGUACAAAUAAUAAAUAAUAAUAAUUAUUAUUAUUAAUCUACUCUGGUAACUAUAGUUCUGGGAAGGGAGUAGGGGUCUCCUAACAACUCCCAGCACCCUUAGCAAACAGCAGCUCCAAGGUUUCUUUAAAAGCUCAGCAGCUUCAGAGUGCUAUAUCCCAUGGCAGCGUCUCCAUGCCAGGAAGAACUGCACCUGUUGUGCUCCUGCCUGCCUUGCGGCUGUUUGCAAGCACGUACAUGGGACGCGGGUGGUGCUGUGGGUUAAACCACAAGCCUAGGGCUUGUCGAUCAGAAGGUCGGCGGUUCGAAUCCCCGCGAUGGGGUGAACUCCCGUUGCUCGGUCCCUGCUCCUGCCCACCUAGCAGUUCAAAAGCACGUCAAAGUGAUUCUAGACUAAUAAUAAAAACAGUAAGGGGAAUUCAGCCACAAAGCUCCUGAGCAUCCCCUCCAACAUUUCUCCGAUGAAAAUAGGGAGGCCCCAUUCCAUAAUGAUAUUUUUACUAUUUAUAACCGACACAUCUUACUGGGUUGCCCCAGCCAUUCCAGGCAGCUUCCAACAUAUACAGAAACAUUAUAAAACAUUAAGCAUUUUUUAAUAACUCUCCCAUACAGGACUGCCUUCAGACGGCUCAGGGGUCAGAUAACUCUGUACCAUCCAACAUUUUCCAAUGAAAAUAGGGACGUCCUAAGGAAAAAUGGGAUGCGGGUGGUGCUGUGGAUUAAACCACAGAGCCUAGGACUUGCCGAUCAGAAGGUCGGCGGUUCGAAUCCCCGUGACGGGGUGAGCUCCCGUUGCUCAGUCCCAGCUCCUGCCAACCUAGCAGUUCGAAAGCACGUCAAAGUGCAAGUAGAUAAAUAGGUACCACUCUGGCGGGAAGGUAAAUGGCGUUUCCAUGCGCUGCUCUGGUUCGCCAGAAGCGGCUUAGUCAUGCUGGCCACAUGAUCCGGAAGCUGUACACCGUCUCCCUCGGCCAGUAAAGCGAGAUGAGCGCCGCAACCCCAGAGUUGUCCGCGACUGGACCUAACGGUCAGGGGUCCCUUUACCCUUUUACAUGGCUCUAUCAAGACAACUGGGGGGGGGGGUCCCAGAUGUGGUUGGGCUCCAGCUACCAUCAGCCACACCUGGCAGAGUUGAUGGCCAAGGAAGAAGAAGAAAUGUCCCUAUUUUCAUCCGACGAAUGUCAGGGGGUAUGGAAGCAAGGGGUGUGCAAAAUGUUAAGCCCAUGGCCUUUUCUACAGCUGUUCAAAGUGGUUGUGUUUUUGCACACGGGCACACCAGCUCCCUGCCCCCCCAUAACCCCUUAGCGCCCCCCCCCAAAUGCACGCCUGCGGUCUGGACUCUUGCCAGGAGGGGAAAAAAUCCACGUCUCCUUGUACAUCAAACAAAAAUUAGGUCUUGAGCCGUCGCCGGCUUUUGAUUGGCUGCCUUCCCCCUGUGUGUUUAUUUACACGGCAAUUAGUUAAACCAAUUCCUUUCACCGGCCAGCCCUAACGCUUGCCAAGGUACACAGUUCGUACGGCACCCCCUAGGGGCAGGGCGGAAUGGCAGCGAGGGGAGGUGGGAAGAGAAGGAAAGUGGGGCAGGGCGGGGGGUGGGUGGAGGAAAGAGGACCAGGUAAGCGAUUGCAAGGAGAGAUGGGAAGCUCUGGGGAGGGGAGAGGGGCGUGCGAGUCGGUUUCCUUGUUGUGAGAAUGCGCGCAACUCAGACACACACACGCACACAAACCAGCUCAGAGUCUGUGUUCCAACAAUCACUCUCUAUCCUGCUAGGAAAACACAGUUUUUUCUUCAGUGUUGGGAUACAGUGAAAAAGUGGGUGGCCUGGUCCCCCUUUCCACAGUCAAAAGAUGCCUUCUUGGACCCUCGACGGAGGUAGCAGGUUGCUUGGUACAGCCCCUUCCCCAGCGCCUAAUUUCUAGCAUGGUCUUUGCCAUUACCUGGUGCCGGCUAGGCGCUGCGGACUACAACUCCCAGCACUCCCAAAGCAGAGGGCAUCAGGUAGCGGCCGAGUCUCUCAGCUCAAGCCACCACCCUCUAAUCUGAAAGAAGCCUCCUAAUUCUUUCUGUGUGCAGGAGACUCUCUGGGGUCAUUUAGUGGGGAUGGAAGGGCACUUUGCACAUGCUCAGAGACCACCCCAAAUGGAGUUGUGGCAUUGCCAAAGGCGAACAUGGGCAAACCCAGCACAAUUUAAUAAUAAUAAUAAUAAUUUUAUUUAUACCCUGCCCUUCCUAGUUCAGAAAACCGGGCUCAGGGUGGCUAACAACAAAUUUAAAACACUUAAUUGAUGCCACAAAAAUCUGAAUCAAAAGCGCUCACGGGGUGUUGCAAGUUGGAGGAGGCCAGGGUUCGAAUCUCCAUUCACCCAUGGCCAUAGGCCAAUCGCCGUCUCUGAGCCUACCUCACAAGGUUGUUGUGAGGAUAAAAUCCAGAAGGGAGUAGCAGGUAAGCCUACUUGAGCUCCUUGGAGGUUGACAACGACGACUUCUACUGACCUUUGCACACAAAAAAAGUUCUAAUUAUAACCGCCUCUUUUAAUUCAGCUGUGAUUUGUGUUAAUCAUAGAAUUUUUGAGUUGGAAGGGACCGCAAGGAUCAUCUGAGUCCAACCCCCUGAAAUGCUGGAAUAUUUUUCUCAACUUGGGGAUCAAACCCACGACCCUGAGGUUAAGAGUCUCAUGUUCUACCAACUGAGCUAUCCCUCAGGCCAUUUUUAUACCCAACAUCACUCAGCUACAGCCAAUGAGACGCUUCGGAAUAUUCGUUCCUCAGUGUUCCAUAGGUGCCACCUCUGUCCGUCACCUUUUGAUUGACACCAGUAGGGUUGCCAUCUUUCAAAAAGUAAAAACCAGGACACCCAGAAAGUUGUGGAGCUUUAUUUUAGGAUGUCCCCAAAAUUACUGAUCUUUUAUUUUAGGAAACCACUGAAAUUGUUCAGCUUUUUUCAGACCAACUCCAGAGUUGUUCCAUUUUUCGAUUGACUUUUCUAAGAUACCUGACAGAGCACCGCCUUUUGGAAAUCCCCCUGGAUGUCAAUUCCGCCCUUGAAAUCCCAGACCUAUGGCAGCCCUGGACACCAGACAAAGCAGCUGAAGAAGGCAGAAACCAAAACAUUUUGCUUAUCCCCCCCCCCAUUUUUUUAAAUUAAAUUUAAUUUUCCACAAUUAUAACAAGUAUAAGAUAGAAAAAAGAAAAGAAAACACAAUACAGUACUAAAAAACUAAAAAGAAAUCUUAAACACAUAUCCCUUAAAAACCCAAUUUCUCUUACUAAAAUUAUUUCCAGCAAUUAACUAUCAUUUUCCCUUUUCUUACAGUUCUAAAUCCACCUUACUUACAAUUAGAUCCUAAUUUAAUCCUAGGCCUAUUUGGUGCUUUCAAGUGACUUCUAAUAUUUUAUAUUACAAUAUUUAUUCAAAUAGUCCUUAAAUUUCUUCCAACUUCUUGAUAUUCCUCUUCUUUCUGGUCGCGGAUUCUUCCAGUCAAGUCAGCUUUCUCCAAAAAGUCCAACAUUUUCAUCUGCCAUUCUUCCACAGCUGGGAUUUCUUGGGAUUUCCAAUUUUUGGCUAACAGCAGUCUUGCCGCUGUGGUGGCAUACAAAAAUAGUUUGACAUCUUUUUUGGGCAGUUCCAUUCCUAUUAUUCCAAGUAGAAAGGCCUCUGGUUUCUAAAACAUUUUGCUUAAAGACUUACAUUUAUCUGAAUCUUUUUAUAUGCAAUUGCUGUUAUGUCUUGCAAAUGUUAUGUAUGCAAUUGCUUUAUAUUGAUAAGUGAAAUUCUUAUUACUAAUAACUUUAACAACAUCUUUUCUGAGGAAUAGUAUCCCUCUUGAGAUAUAGCCGGUUCUCACUAUCUCCAAUUUCCGGAAACAGUUGCAAGACAUUAAAAGUUCUGGCAGGCUCUCUCAGCUGGAUAAACGGGACUUGACCGCUUUGUUAGGGUUUCAGUCUUGUUUUAAAUGUGUUUGUUAUUGUUUUGUGCUUUUGACUGUCUUUAAUCAGCUAAUGUGUAACUCGCCUUGAGACGGUGCCGAUUGAAUCUCGGGUGAUAAUGAUGAGAAUGUCUGUUGUCUUGGACACGGUGACUGAUAAACAGGAACGGUUUUAACUACGUACAGAGCAAUCCGGCCUGAACUGCUGUUUGGUGCUAUGGUGUCCAUUUGCGUGUUUUUGUAACUCUUAAGGGAGAAAUCUGAGGGCUCCCUUGGACAAAAAACAAGGACACCAGCCAGGAAUACCAGAGCAGCCAGUAGGCUUGGUCUUUAUUGAAGACUGUCACGACAGGACUCCCACCUGCCACCAGGUGGAACAAGAUGGAAGCCCCAAACAAAAGAGCCCCCAAACUUUUAUUAGCUGCUAAUCCCCAUGUUACACCCCCCAAACUACAUCACUCGUAUAUCACAGUUACACCAUGAAAGGGGAGGUCUGGUGGCAGUAAUCUGAGCAUCCUGGACCCUGCCCCAUGGUUUUCCUUGUCCUCCACCAAACACCCAUCAAGUGAAGCAAAAGAGAUAUUUACAUUUCCCUGUUUCCCAGCCAAGUUAAUCACACCCUUUUGUCUUCAUCUGGGUUUGCUAUUUCUGGAAUGGCUACCUGUCUGGCACUCAGGUAUCAGGAUGACAGGGAUUAUCACUCAGGCAGAGGGGCUGCUGAGUAGCUGAGCUCAUAUGUCUAUAUGAAUUUCUGAAGUUUUCCCAGUGAGCCGGUAAAGGUAAAGGGACCCCUGACCAUUAGGUCCAGUCGUGGCCGACUCUGGUGUUGCGGCGCUUAUCUCGCUUUAUUGGCCAAGGGAGCCGGCGUACAGCUUCCGGGUCACGUGGCCAGCAUGACUAAGCCGCUUCUGGAGAACCAGAGCAGCACACGGAAACGCCGUUUACCUUCCCGCCGGAGUGGUACCUAUUUAUCUACUUGCACUUUGACGUGCUUUUAAACUGCUAGGUUGGCACAGUGAGCAGGUACAUAGAUGCAUUUAUCAGUGAAUUCUUACAUUUGGUAUCGUGCGGCAAAGGCCCUUUGAAUAGAUAGGAAGAAACUGCGAUGAAGUGUUUUGUGGGGACAAAUCACAAAAGUCACAGAAGUGAUUGUUCUGGUUUUGGUAGUGGGCUGCAUGUGCAUGAUAUCUGCUGGAGGAGCAACCCCCCCUCCAAACCUAUACAUAAAUUCCUGCAACAUAUCGCAAACCACCUCGAAUGAAGGGCGGUGCAGAAAUUUAAUAAGUAGAUAAACAAAACAAGAUAAUCGGUGUUGCUCUGUGCCCUGUUUGAUGCCCGCCUUGUCUCCUUUGCAGUUCAUCAUCUCCGAGAGCGACCCAGAGGAGUCUGCAUGCCCGCUGGAGUGUCCUCACGAACGCGGGCGCCCGGUUUGCGCCACCGACGGCAAGCUCUACAAGUCCCCGUGCGCCUUCCAGAAAGCUCGAUGCCGCGAGCGUUCCCUCGAAGCCCUGCCUCGCUUCCGCUGUGGUGGAGCAGCCCACUGGGAGCCCAACUGUAGGUAGAGAAGGUUUGGCAGCGUGGCCUAGUGGUGGGCGACUGGGCAGAGGGAAUCUCUUUUUAAAUUUUUUUUAAAUGUUUAACAUUUUUAUUUUUUACCAACAACCAAAACACAAACAGUGAAACCCCCGGGUGACUGAUACAUUGGGUAUAAAUAAUAACAUAUUCAAAUCAACCAUAUGUACAAUUUUAUAUACGUUAAUACUCCUCCAUCCCAUAGCUGUCAACCGUUCCUUAUUUGGCGGGAAAGUCCCUUAUCCCAGCGCUGUGUCCCGCUGCUGUCCCUUAUUGAUGAUGUCCCUUAAAUUUCCCGGGUUUCAAAGGAAGGAGCUCCUCCCCCUCCCUCCCUGCCGGCCAGGGAGGCUCCAACUGUGUUGCUUGGCUGCGUUGCUCACCCAAUAAGGAGUCUAAGAACGACUGGGGGGUGGAGCUUGCAUGCCUUGUGCCGAUCAAAUUGGCCGCGUUGCCUGGGGACUCGCCUUUGCUCAGCGCUUCCCAGCGGAGAGGUGACGGUGGUUCUCCUUGCUGCAUUCCCUUUGCCGCGUUGCUGCGCUGUGGGAACCACCGCUUGAGGCUUUGUUUGGCUGCUGGCUGGGCUUUCUGCCUUUGGCUCGGAGGGGCUCAGAAGUUGAACAUACCUGUGCUCUGAAAAUCCCUUAUAUUGGCUGCUGAUCCCUUAUUUUCGAGGCUGCUGGUCCCUUAUUUUCAAAUCUGUAAGUUGACAGCUAUGCUCCAUCCACAAGGUUUAUUUAACUUUUAACAUUUUAAUUGCCCCAAAUUGUUCAAACCUACCCAAAUAAUUCAAAAUCUUCUAAACCAAUCCUCUUCUUUCUCACUGACCUUAAACCCUUUCAUUCUGUGUAUCUUCACAGUUAGAUAUUCUAAAAUUAUAAUAUUAUUCGUUUUUUUCCUCCAUUGGUUCACCCCUAGCUCUUCUGCAUUUUUCCAGUUACUCGCUAUAGCCUGUCUGGCUGCAGUUACCAUCAAUUUUACCCAUUUACAUUCCUCCUUUGUUUUUAACUCGGUGCUACUCAGACUAAUAAGAACCAUUAAUUUAGAUAUUCCCACCUUCCUACCCACAAUUCCUGAUAUUUCUAUACCAAUCCGUUUCCAAAAUUCAUUAACUAAUGGACAAUCCCACCACAUAUGACUGUAUGUUCCCAUCACUCCACAUUUCCUCCAACAAUUCUUGCUUCCAGAUUUUGUAAUAUGAUAUAAACUUUUUUAAUUUGAUUUUUCAUAAUGCUAUAACAUAAAAGAAACUAAUCUAGAGGCAAAGAGAAAAAUGGAAAGGAAACACCAAAGGAAAAACCAAAAAGUUGAAGAAAAUAGGAAAAAUAAAAGGGACUGCCAUCUGUCCGUUACAUAAAAUAAUUUUUUUGAAGUAUUCACUCUAGGAUAACAUCCAACUGAUCUACUUUCUGUUAGGCAAUAUAUUCGCAAUCUCCCAACUUAUAAGUCUUAGAUCAAUUCAUUUUCCUUUUAGACAAAAUGUCCAGUAGGAGUUCUCCAAUUGUUGUUGUUGUUGUUGUUUUAUUAUAUUGAUAUACUAUCUUUCAUCGAAAGGUCACAGGGCAGUUCCCAAGAUAAAAAUACAAGAUAAAAACACAAAUAGAUAGUUAAAACAAAAAACCCAAAAAAUAAUAGCCCCCCCCAAAAAAACACAUUUAAAAGGCUGUAGUAUAUUAAUCAGCUGCUAAUUAAUUAAUAACCAUUGUUAUUAAUAAAUUUCCACAAUAGUUUUUCUCUAAUCAGACUUCAACAAUUUAUCCCUAUCAAGCAAUUAAUCUUUCCAUUUUUGUCCACCCAAGAACCUCUCCGCUGUGAUCAUAUAUUAAAAUAAUAUUCCCUAAUGCUCUUAUUUCCUAAUUUUCUUACUAUGUAUUCAUUAGUUCACGUCAAGUUCUGUAUCUUCUGUUCCUGUUUCCUGUUGUAUUUACCAUGGUUUUCCAUCCUGAUUUCCUAAAGUUAUCCCUUCUGUUUAUGCUUCUUCCUCAUUUCGCCUCUGGGCCUGAGAUCCUCCAUCUUUCCCGUACCGUGGUGAGAGAAGGGCUCUCUGUACAUGCUCAGAGGUACCCUUGAUGCCUCCAGCAGGCUCCAUUUCUGAUGCUGCGUCUUUCCUCCCGCCCACUGUGCAGAUACCAACCUCACUCGGUGCCAGGAGGACCGGGCGACCGCCCUCUCGCAGUCCCGGCGUCAGUCUCAUGCAACCUACGUCCCGGAAUGCAACGAAGACGGCUCCUUCUUGCAGGUAGGACCUCCAUUCUUGUUGUUUAGUCGUUUAGUUGUGUCUGACUCUUCAUGACCCCCUGGACCAGAGCACGCCAGGCACUUCUGUCUUCCACAGCCUCCCGCAGUUUGCUCAAACUCAUGCUGGUAGCUUCGAGAACACUGUCCAACCAUCUCGUCCUCUGUCGUCCCCUUCUCCUUCUGCCCUCCAUCUUUCCCAGCGUCAGGGUCUUUUCCAGGGAGUCGUCUCUUCUCAUGAGGUGGCCAAAGUCCUGGAGCCUCAGCUUCAGGAUCUGUCCUUCCAGUGAGCACUCAGGGCUGAUUUCCUUCAGAAUGGAUAGGUUUGAUCUUCCUGCAGUCCAUGGGACUCUCAAGAGUCUCCUCCAGCACCAGAAUUCAAAAGCAUCAAUUCUUCGGCGAUCAGCCUUCUUUAUGGUCCAGCUCUCACUUCCACACAUCACUACUGGGAAAACCAUAGCUUUUACUAUAUGGACCUUUGUUGGCAAGGUGAUGUCUCUGCUUUUUAAGAUGCUGUCUAGGUUUGUCAUUGCUUCUCUCCCAAGAAGCAGGUGUCUUUUAAUUUCGUGGCUGCUGUCACCAUCUGCAGUGAUCACGGAGCCCAAGAAAAUAAAAUCUCUCACUGCCUCCAUUUCUUCCCCUUCUAUUUGCCAGGAGGUGAUGGGACCAGUGGCCAUGAUCUUCGUUUUUUUGAUGUUGAGCUUCAGACCAUAUUUUGCGCUCUCCUCUUUCACCCUCAUUAAAAGGUUCUUUAAUUCCUCCUCACUUUCUGCCAUCAAGGUUGUGUCAUCUGCAUAUCUGAGGUUGUUGAUAUUUCUUCCGGCAAUCUUAAUUCCGGCUACGGAUUCAUCCAGCCCAGCCUUUCGCUUGAUCAAUUCUGCAAAUAAGUUAAAUAAGUAGGGAGACAAUAUACAGCUUUGUCGUACGCCUUUCCCAAUUUUGAACCAAUCAGUUGUUCCAUAUCAUAUCUGCCAAUAAAAAAUAAAAAGUGUAAAUUUCCUGAAAUAAAAAAGGGGACUCUCCUAGGGCAGAAAUGACGUUCGGGGGGAGAUUUCCGAAAUGUGGUGCUCUGUCCUGGAUCUUAGAAAGUCAGUUGCUGAACAAUUUUGGGGGUUUCCUUUAAAAAAAAACCCUCAACAAUUUUGGGGUGUCCUGGUUUUUACUUUUUGAAAUAUGGCAACCCUGGCUAUCCCCAUGAUCUUUAAAUGUUUUGAACAGGUGCGGGGAAUCUCAAGCCUGGGUAGGGGGAAGAUGUGGCCCCCAGCACACUCUGUCCGGCCCCCAGGAAUCUCCCUAAGCCACACCCCUCACAUGUGAUUCUACAAUUCCAACUGUCAAAAUAUCAGCAAAUAAUAAUUAAACAGAAAAUUUGCUGUCUACGAAUAAAUUGUUAGUUAAAUCAUAAUCUGUAAAAAAGAGAGCAAAAUUGCAAUAUAUAAAAUACCACAGCACGCAAAGGAUAUAUUGAAUUGAGCAACAAGGCCACAUAACUUACAAAAGUAUUCUUUGGGGAAUGAAAUAAUACGGUUUUAGCAGAAAUGCUAUAAAGGAUUAAGGAAAAAUAGAUUGCUAAAUGGUGAAGGAGGGAAAGUAAAGUUACAUUAUAUUAAGAUAGAAUAGAGGACAAAAACUGGAAAAGAUGGAAAGGAUUUGCUGAAAUAGCUAAUUGAACUAGAAUACAAAAAAGGGAGGUGUGAGGAGGUCAAGGAAAUAAGCAAAUGAAAGAUAAGUUAUGGGAAGAUUUAUUGUAUUUUUUUUCUCUUUCUUUCUUUUUUCCUGUUCCUUUUUAUUAUUAUUAUUAUCGUGAUGUGAUGUUUUGUAUUUCUUAAAUAUGCUGUUUUUUUUUAUUCUUUCUUUUUGUAACCCUUUAAAAUUCAAUAAAUAUUUUUUUUUUUUUUAAAGUAUUCUUUGGGGGAAGCCAAGGCUGUUUAGCGUGGAAUUGUAGUGUGGUCAAUGCGUGGUGUGCAUGCAGUCCCUGUACUUAGGGAACUCUGGGAAUUGUAGUUCUCUGAGGGGAGGUGGGCCUCCUCACAGCUCUUGGCACCCUUAACAAACUACAGUUCCCAGGAUGCUCUGGGAGGAAGCCAUGACGGUUUAAAGUGGCAUGAUACUAGAUGUGUUCCCCUGGCAUGGACUCCAUCUCCAUUUUUGAUAUUAUGUAUUAUUAUGCUAUAUAAAUUAUGUUUUUAGCAUUGUACACCUGGGAUCCUCAGAUAAGGGGCAGUAUAUAAAUUGAAUAAACAAAUAGAUAAAUAAUGCACAUUUAAAGCUGUGUCAGGAAGUCUGUAGAUACCGCUGUGGCGGGAAGAUAAAUGGCGUAUCCGUGCGCUCUGGUUUCUGUCAUGGUGUCCCGUUGUGCCAGAAGCGGUUUAGUCCUGCUGGCCUCAUGCCCCGGAAAGCUGUCUGUGGACAAACGCCGGCUCCCUCGGCCUGAAAGCGAGAUGAGCGCCACAACUCCAGAGUCGCCUUUGACUGGACUUAACCGUCCAGGGGUCCUUUGCCUUUUUUUACCUGUUAGAAAUGCACUCACCCCUUUUGUCUCCUCCUAGGUUCAGUGCCAUAAACAGACUGGCUAUUGCUGGUGCUCCACACCGGAAGGGAAACCGAUCAGUGGAACGUCGGUCCUCAACGAAACACCAAACUGUACAGGUAUGAUUUCCCACUUCUGGGUGCAGGUGACCCUGGGUUGCAUCAAUAAUAAUAAUAAUAAUAAUAAUAAUUAAAAUAAAUAAUUUAUUUAUACCCUGCCCAUCUGGCUGGGUUUCCCCAGCCACUCUAGGAGGCUUCCAACAAAAUAUUAAAAUACAAUAGUCCGUCGAACAUUAAAAGCUUCCCUAAACAGGGCUGCCUUCAGAUGUCUUCUAAAAGUCACAGAGUUGUUUAUUUCCUUGACAUCUGAUGGGAGGGCGUUCCACAGGGAGGGCGUCACUACCAAGAAGGCUCUCUGCCUGGUUCCCUGUAACUUGGCUUCUCGCAGCGAGGGAACCGCCAGAAGGCCCUCGGCGCUGGACCUCAGUGUCCAGGCUGAAUGAUGGGGGUGGAGACGCUCCUUCAGGUAUACUGGGUCUUUGAGGCUGUUUAGGGCUUUCAAGGUCAGCACCAACACUUUGAAUUGUGCUCGGAAACAUACUGGGAGCCAAUGCAGGUCUUUCAAGACCAGUGUUAUGUGGUCUCGGCGGCCGCUCCCAGUCACCAGUCUAGCUGCCACAUUCUGGAUUGAUUGCAGUUUCCGGGUCACCUUCAAAAGUAGCCCCACGUAGUGCGCACUGCAGUAGUCCAAGCGGGAGAUAACCAGAGCAUGCACCACUCUGGCCAGACAGUCCGCGGACAGGUAGGGUCUUAGCCUGCGUACCAGAGGGAGCUGGGAGACAGCUGCCCUGGACACAGAAUUAACCUGCGCCUCCAUGGACAGCUGUGAGUCCAAAAUGACUCCAAGGCUGCGCACCUUGUCCUUCAGGGGCACAGUUACCCCAUUCAGGACCAGGGAGUCCUCCACACCUGCCCGCCUCCUGUCCCCCCAAAACAGUACUUCCGUCUUGUCAGGAUUCAACCUCAAUCAGUUACCCAUUACAACUUCUUUGUCAGGUAGGAAACAUGGGCGUCUGCAGAGAUCUGUCCAUAGCGGGAAAUAAAUCACUGGAAAUGGGGAGGUGGCUGGUUGCUAACAAAAACGUGAGAAGAUUUGUGCCUGUGUAUUUUGCCUCAUACUGUAUCUCGGUUUCCACAAGUGCUAGAAACUUGUGCGAUUUUUUUCAUGAAAGCUAGGAAUCUGGGAGUUGCUGUUCAUCUAGGGCAACCUAAGGCCUGUGGGCCCGAUCCGGCCCAAUCGCCUUCUAAAUCCAGCCUGCGGACGGUCUGGGAAUCAGUGUGUUUUUACAUGAGUAGAAUGUGUCCUUUUAUUUAAAAUGCAUCUCUGGGUUAUUUGUGGGGCAUAGGAAUUCGUUCAUUUUUGUUUGUUUCAAAAUAUAGUCCGGGCCCCCACAUGGUCUGAGGGACAGUGGACCGGCCCACGGCUGAAAAAGAUUGCUGACCCCUGAUCUAGGGGGUGCAAGUGAUCCCCCUUGUUCCUGCCACGGACGCUCAUGGAAAGAAGGUUGAGAGAGGUGCUUCUGCGUUUUUUUAACUCGCAGAAAUCCAACUGGGGAAGCUUUUCCUGGCGCAGAUUCCCACUCACUCAGUUUCUGUGCAGCUGUUUUAAGCUGAAAGAAUAGCGUCCGCCACCCAAAAACAGUAGGUGAUCCAUGUUAUGUACUGAAGUUCUCACCCUGGGCCAGCAGGGGGAUACUGUAGAUAGUUUUCACUCAGGUCCACAUAUGCAAAUAAGGAAUUGAAAGUGAAGUUCAGUGAUUGGCUAGUUACAGAAAGUUGUUACUGUUGCGUUGCAGUGGAGCUCUAUAUAAGCAGACUGACUGAGCCCUUCAGUUCAGUUCUGUUCUGGCCUGUGAAUAAACAAGAGCUGUUUGAAGAAUCGCUGUGUCGUCUGAUAUGUUCACCCACAAUUUAACAAUCCAGAUUAGAGCAGAGGGGACCUGAAACACAAAACAGGACCUAUUGAUGACUUAUUUUUUAAUUUUUUAAAACCCUGCCUAUUUCUGUCCCCCUCUUUCUCUAGGGUCCUACACGGUGCGGACAUCGUGGCCAGAUCCCAACUCAUCUCGGAAAGGUAAGGCUGACUCCUUCUCCCCGAUCCUCUCCCCCCGGUUGCACACCCCACACCUCGGCCAGAAAAUUUCUACCUAAGGGGAUAAUGUUUUAAAAUCCCGACCUACAGAGCUAUGGGGUGGACUGUGGCUCGGGGAGGGGAGGGCUGUAGAAGGUCUGCUUUGGGUCCUGAGUUCGAAUCCUGACAUCAACAGAUAAGGCUGGGAGAGAACCCUGCCCCUAACCCUGGAGAGCUACUGUCAGUUAGUGUAAACUCAGUAGAGGACAGUUUCCUAUUUUCCUACUCCCUAACCUCCAACAUAGGUUUUAGGGUCCCUUAAGGAAGGAAGGAUGCAGGUGGCACUGUGGUCUAAACCACAGAGCCUUGGGCUUGCAGAUCAGAAGGUCGGCGGUUCGAAUCCCCGUGAUGGGGUGAGCUCCCAUUGCUCGGUCCCUGCUCCUGCCCACCUAGCAGUUCGAAAGCACGUCAAAGUGCAAGUAGAUAAAUAGGUACCGCUCUGGUGGGAAGGUAAACGGCAUUUCUUUACGCUGCUCUGGUUCGCCAGAAUCGGCUUAGUCAUGCUGGCCACAUGACCCGGAAGCUGUACGCCGGCUCCCUCAGCCAAUAAAGCGAGAUGAGCGCCGCAACCCCAGAGUUGGCCACGACUGGACCUAAUGGUCAGGGGUCCCUUUACCUUUACGGAAGGAAGGGUGCUCCAUCUGCAGGCAGGUGUGGGUACUGCACAUCCACUUCUGUGACUACAGUUGCUCUCCGCCCCCACUGGCCCAAGAAGGGCAGGAGGCAGAGCCCGGAGUCCUGGGUUCCAUUUCCAGCCGUGGGAGAGGGGCGGGUUAAAUAGAUGGAUCUUGGAGGGAUGCUAUUACUAAGAAGAGGACCAAGCCCAGUUGUCACAUUCCACUCCCCCGUUUCUGCCCCUCGGCAGGCAGAAAUCCAACAGGUUCAGCUCCCUGCAUGUUUUGGAUUUCCGCCUCUCCCGAGGCAUGAAUCCUCUGCCAAGUACCAUAUUUUUUGCUAUAUAAGACUCACUUUUUCCCUCCCAAAAAGUAAGGGGAAAUGUGUGUGCAUCUUAUGGAGCGAAUACAGGCUGCGCAGCUAUCCCAGAAGCCAGAACAGCAAGAGGGAUUGCUGUGCAGUGGUCCCUCUUGCUGUUCUGGCUUCUGAGAUUCAGAAUAUUAUUUUUUCUUGUUUUCCUCCUCCAAAAACUAGGUGCGUCUUAUGGUCUGGUGCGUCUUAUAGAGCGAAAAAUACGGUAAUCACCUUAAUAAUAACCCCAGACUCCGACCCUCCUGUAGCUCUGAACUCCACCGCUCUUUGGACAGAGUAGAUGACAUUAAAACCUCUGUAAUAGUUGCCUUCGAACUCUUUUCCUCCCUGAACGCAGAAGACGGCACCAAGCCCCGGCCCACCCAGCCAAGCCCCUUCCCCCACAAGCAGGAAGGUAAGUGGCUCUCCUCUUGUGUAACCGCCCCAUCAUCUCCCGAAAAUCCACUUCCCCGCUGCAGCGGUGAGCAGUGUGGCCUAGUGGUUGCACUAUGGCAAAUGUGUUGACUCCUUUGACCCUCCAGGUGUUGACGAACUACAAUUCCCAUCACCCCGACCAUUGGCCAGGUUUGCUGGGGCUGAUGGGGGUUGUAGUGAACCUUGUAGGGUCAAAGGUUCCCCACAUAUGAAAGGUGUUAAGUACUGAAGUUCUCAUCCUGGGCCAGCAGGGGGAUACUGUAGAUAGUUCAGGUCCACAUAUGCAAAUAAGGGAUCGAAAGUGACGUUCAGUGAUUGGAUAGUUACAGAAAGUUGUUACAGUUACGUUGUACUGGAGCUCUGUAUAAGCAGGCUGGCUGAACCCUUCAGUUCAGUUCUGUUCUGGCCUGUGAAUAAACAAGAGCUGUUUGGAGAAUCGCUGUGUCGUCUGAUAUGUUCACCCACAACUUAACAAAAGGCCUGUGAUACGAUGUGCUGAAAUAGCUCAAUUGGUUAGAGGGAUGUUGAUGACAAAGCCAAGGCUGUAGGUCUUAGGGUCCCUUCCAUCUCUAAGAUUAUAUGAUUGUUAGAACCCAAAAUGGGGGAAGAGCUCCUUCUCUCUCAUAUACACAAAAGCCAUACAGUGGUGCCCCGCAAGACGAAUGCCUCGCAAGACGGAAAAACCGCUAGACGAAAGGGUUUUCCGUUUUGAAGUUGCUUCGCAGGACGAAUUCCCCUAUGGGCUUGCUUCGCAAGACGAAAAUACCUUGCGAGUCUUGAGAUCGUUUUUAUCGCUUUUCCCCCCGCUUUAUCUAAUCUGCUAAGCCUUUAAUAGCCUUUAAUAGCCUUUUAGCAGCUAAUCCCCUAAGCCUUUAAGCCUUUAAUAGCCGCUAAACCGCUAAUAGCGCUAAUAGCGCUAAUCCGUCAAUGGGCUUGCUUCGCAAGACGAAAAAACCGCUAGACGAAGACUCUCGCGGAACGGAUUAAUUUCGUCUUGCGAGGCACCACUGUACAUUGAAAACACCAAGAAAAACGCACACCAAAAACUCAGGCCAAUGUAAGUUUCCAUAGUGGGAGUGGUCCCUACUCACAAAUCAAUAGUAAGAAAAACCACAUUUAUCUUGAGCUUUUCUGUGCAAACGUUGAUCUACCCACACAUAGUUGUUAUCCCCGAGAAACGUAGAAACUGUUGUUGUUGUUUAGUCAUGUCCGACACUUCGUGACCCCCUGGACCAGAGCACGCCAGGCACUCCUGUCUUCCACUGCCUCCCGCAGUUUGGUCAAACUCAUUCAAGAACACUAUCCAACCAUCUUGUCCUCUGUCGUCCCCUUCUCCUUGUGCCCUCCAUCUUUCCCAGCAUCAGGGUCUUUUCCAGGGAGUCUUCUCUUCUCAUGAGGUGGCCAAAGUCUUGGAGCCUCAGCUUCAGGAUCUGUCCUUCCAGUGAGCACUCAGGGCUGAUUUCCUCCAUUCUGAAGGAAUGGAUAGGUCUGAUCUUCUUGCAGUCCAUGGGACUCUCAAGAGUCUCCUCCAGCACCAGAAUUCAAAAGCAUCCAUUCUUCGGCGAUCAGCCUUCUUUAUGGUCCAGCUCUCACUUCCAUACAUCACUACUGGGAAAACCAUAGCUUUAACUAUACGGACCUUGGUUGGCAAGUGAUGUCUUUGCUUUUUAAGAUGCUGUCUAGGUUUGUCAUUGCUUCUCUCCCAAGAAGCAGGCGUCUUUUAAUUUCGUGGCUGCUGUCACCAUCUGCAGUGAUCAUGGAGCCCAAGAAAGUAAAAUCUCUCACUGCCUCCAUUUCUUCCCCUUCUAUUUGCCAGGAGGUGACGGGACCAGUGGCCAUGAUCUUCGUUUUUUGAUGUUGAGCUUCAGACCAUAUUUUGUGCUCUCCUCUUUCACCCCCAUUAAAAGGUUCUUUAAUUCCUCCUCACUUUCUGCCAUCAAGGUUGUGUCAUCUGCAUAUCUGAGGUUGUUGGUGUUUCUUCCGGCGAUCUUAAUUCCGGCUUGGGAAUCAUCCAGCCCAGGCUUUCGCAUGGUGAAUUCUGCAUAUAAGUUAAAUAAGCAGGGACUCAAACUUACACAACUCUUUAAAAAUUAGCUGAUGAAGGUGAAUACAUCGAAACAGGGCCCUUGUCCUGGUUUCUAAUCCGUAAUUGACUUCUGACUUCUGCUCUGUGAUUGAAACUGAGUCUCCAUCUGCAAGCUGAUAAAUUAUAAGGAUCAACAUUAUUGUCGAGUGAGAAAAUCUUUGUAACAAAUUAUUGUGUUAUACAUAUCUUUAUGAAUUUGAGUUUGUAAUCUCUGUUAGGGUUUGUAAUCUCUAUUUGAGUCCUUGUCAGAAUACAUACUUUUGAAUGGAUUAGUUUUUGUGACUAUUGACUAUUGAUUUGUGCGUAGGGACCACUCCCACUUUUGAAACUUACAUUGGCCAGAGUUCUUGGUGUGCUUUUUUCUUGGUAUAUUUAAUACAUUGAAAACACGCCUGCCCCCCACAAGAAUCCUGGGAACUAUUUAUUUAUUUACUUCUUUAUUUAUUGCAUCCACAAACCAGCUUUUCCUCCACGUUCAGGGUGGCGUAGGUGGUUCUCUUCAUUUAAGGCCCACAACAACCCUGCGAGGUAAAUUAGGCUGAAAGACAGCGACUGGCCCAAGGUCCCCCAGCAAACUUUAUUGCUGAAUGGGGAUUUGAAUCCAGUUCUCCCAGGUCCUAGGACGACACUCUAACCUCUGCACCACACUGUCUGUCUGUAGUUUACCCCAUCGUAGAGCUAUGAUUUCCAGCAUCUGUCGCAAACAACAGUUCCCAGAAUUCUUUGGACGGGGCAAACAUACUUUAAAUGCACUCUGUGUGUGCAGCCUUAGUUGAUGAAUCAGUACAGACUGCCAUCCACCGUUAUCUGAGAUCAAAUCUCAUUUAUCCUUCCUGGGGGUUUACUUUUGAGUAGAUGGGAAAGCAUGCAAAACACUUGUUUUGGACCACACUGAAACCUGGCAUUUAAAGCACUUGCCUGCCGCUUUAACAGUCAUGGGGAAUUCUGGGAUCUGUAGUUUUCCCCGCGAAUUGCACUUCCAAGAAAUCUUGGGGGAAAGCCAUGACCGUUAAAGUUGAUGAAUGUCAGGUCUGGAUGUGACCCUGGAAGGAAAACAAUAAGCAUAAACCAGGGCUAGCCAUAGUGGCGCCCCCUCCAGAUGUUUUGAAUGACAGCUCCCAUUAUCCCUGACCAUGGACUGGGGCCGAUGGGAGUUAUAGUCCACGGCGCCUGGUUGGCUUCAUAAGGGACUUGCAAUAAUAUUUUUUUAAAGUGUUCCUCUGUUAAUUGGGAGUAACUUUCUACUCGAUCAAACGCCUUUUAAUCCUUCGCAUCAACUUUGCAAUCCUAAAAAAUAUAAUAUUGGUUGUAUGAGCCUUUUUAAAACAAAGCUGAGGCAACCAGUAAAAAUAUUAGGUUUGCGCCUGCGUUUGGGUAGUGAGAUAGAAAAAGAGAAAUGGCAUUUAGAGGAUUCUCCUUGCGGUAGGAGGGACGUGGAUGGCGCUGAGAGCCUAGGACUUGCCGAUCAGAAGGCCGGCGGUUCGAAUCCCCGCGACGGGGUGAGCUCCCGUUGCUCGGUCCCUGCUCCUGCCAACCUAGCAGUUCGAAAGCACGUCAGAAGUGCAAGUAGAUAAAUAGGUACCGCUCCGGCGGGAAGGUAAACGGUGUUUCUGUGCGCUGCUCUGGUUCACCAGAAGCGGCUUAGUCCUGCUGGCCACAUGACCCGGAAAGCUGUACGCCAGCUCCCUUGGCCAGUAAAGCGAGAUGAGCACCGCAACCCCAGAGUCGGCCACGACAGGACCUAAUGGUCAGGGGUCCCUUUACCUUUACCUUACCUUGCGGUAGAAGGGGAACAACAGCAUUGAGGCAAGUAAUGCUUCUGAAAGCUAAUUGUUAGAAAUUGCAGGAUGGGAUAGGCCUCUUGUGCUGAGGUCCUGCUUGAGGCUUUCAGGUCACAGCCCCCCCAAAAGCUGUUUUUGUUGGGGGGAAAUCACGCCGUAAUGGCCUGAGAUCACGGCAACAAAAAUGGCUGCAGUUCUCUCCUUUUUUUGCAAGCGGGGUGUCUCGUUUUUUCUGGGAAACUUGUUAGCAAUGCAAAGUGGAUGGGGAGGGUGUCGAAAGAGAUGGGUGGUGUGGGAGAGGUUCCCCCCCCAUAACAUCUACUCUCCUGUCGUCCGUGCCUCUGUAUGUGUGUGUGUUUGUGUGUGUGUGUUUCUGUCUCCAUCUAGAGGGCACCUCCUUGCCGUUCCUUAUUCCCAUCAUCAUUCCGGAUUUCAAGCCCAGCCGCACGGUGAAGCAGGCUCCAGGUGAGGGUCAGGAUCCGUCGCUGUCAUUUAAUGGGUCGAAUUUCAGGGGGGAAGUUCGCUGAACAUAAUUAUUAUUAUUAUUAUUAUUAUUAUUAUUAUUAUUUAUUUAUUUAUUUAUUUAUACCCUGCCCAUCUGGCUGGGUUUCCCCAGACACUCUGGGCGGCUUGCAACAAAACACUAAAAUACAAUAACCUAUUAAACAUUAAACGCUUCCCUAAACAGGGCCGCCUUCAGAUGUCUUCUAAAAGUCUGGUAGUUGUUUAUCUCUUUGACAUCUGAUGGGAGGGCAUUCCACAGGGCGGGCGCCACCACCGAGAAGGCCCUCUGCCUGGUUCCCUGCCACUUGGCUUCUCGCAGGGAGGGAGCUGCCAGAAGGCCCUCAGCACUGGAUCUCAGUGUCCGGGUAGAACGAUGGAGGUGGAGACGCUCCUUCAGGUAUACUGGGCCUUUGAGGCCGUUUAGGGCUUUAAAGGUCAGCACCAACACUUUGAAUUCUGCUCGGAAACGUACUGGGAGCCAGUGUAGGUCUUUCAAGACCAGUGUUAUAUGGUCUCGGCGGCCGCUCGCAGUUAUCAGUCUAGCUGCCGCAUUCUGCGGAACACCCUCCCACCAGAUGUCAAAGAGAAAAAUAACUACCAAAUUUUGAGGGGGGGGGGAAAUGUUUUGGACUGACGCCAAAAAGAGUGCAGUGAAGGAGCCUGUUGAUGUCAACUGGCAGGGAGUUCCAGAGGUUAGAUGCCGACACGCUAAACUUGUCUUCUUUGUUCCGAUUGGUGGCUGCUUGUGCCACUCACCCCCGCAGAGUACCCGCCUUCAUGUGAGCAGGAGCGGCGAGAGGCUAUUGAUGAGGCCCGGCAGCACCAACAGGAGGGCACCUUCAUCCCGGAGUGCGAGGGGGACGGCACCUAUAAGGCCGUGCAGUGCCACCAGGCCACGGGGUAUUGCUGGUGCGUGAGGGUGGACACUGGCCGGCCUGUUCCUGGCACUUCGACGAGGUCAGUGUCGCCCGACUUGUGAAGUCCGGAAUGAGGGGUCCUGGUUCAGUCGGUUGAGCACGAGACUCUUAAUCUCAGGGUUGCGAGUUCGAGUUCCAUGUUGGGCAGAAGAUUCCUGCACUGCAGGGAGUGGGAUUAAACGACCCUCUACAGAUCUGUGCUUCUAAGUGGGUACUCCCAUCAUCAACAAAGUUGAUGAAGCCAUGAAGGCUAUGUACAGUGGUACCUCAGGUUAAGUACUUAAUUCGUUCCGGAGGUCUGUCCUUAACCUGAAACUGUUCUUAACCUGAAGCACCACUUUAGCUAAUGGGGCCUCCUGCUGCUGCCACGCCGCCAGAGCACGAUCUCUGUUCUCAUCCUGAAGCAAAGUUCUUAACCUGAAGCACUUUUUCUGGGUUAGCGGAGCCUGUAACCUGAAGCGUAUGUAACCUGAAGCGUAUGUAACCCGAGGUACCACUGUACAUUGAAAACACAUCCUCCUGCCUCCUCACGUGAAUCCUGGGAACUAUAGAUUACACACCUCAGAGCUACAAUUCCCAGCACCCUUAACAAACUACAGCUCUCAGGUUGUUGGGGUUUUUUUGGGGGGGGGGGGUUUCCUAUGCUGUCCACAGAUGUAGCAAUGUCUCCAGACAACCUUCUUAUUGAGCAUUCAGCCUGUUUUGUUUGUUUGUGGUCUUCCCCACAAUAUUUCUGUUAAGUAGGAAUUUGGCCAGGGCGAUAUAUCGAUAUACAGUGGUAUCUUGGAUUGCGAACUGAAUCCAUUCCGGAAGUCGUUCUUAAACCGAAGCGUUCUUAAACCAAGGCGUGCUUUCCCAUAGCAGCAGGGGACUCAAUUUACACUCAACAGGAAGCGGAACACGUUCUGCUUCCAAGGCAAAGUCCACAAACCAAAACACCUACUUCCGGGUUUGCAGCGUUCUCAAUCCAAGUUGUUCAUAAGCUAAGCUGUUCUUAAACCAAGGUACAGUGGUGCCCUGCAAGACGAAUGCCUCGCAAGACGAAAAACUCGCUAGACGAAAGGGUUUUUCGUUUUUUGAGCUGCUUCGCAAGACGAUUUUCCCUAUGGGCUUGCUUCGCAAGACGGAAACGUCUUGCAAGUUUGUUUCCUUUUUCUUAACACCGUUAAUACAGUUGCGACUUGACUUUGAGGAGCAACUCAUAGAACGCGGUGUGGUAGCCUUUUUUGAGGUUUUUAAAGACUUUGGUGAUUUUUGAAGCUUUUCCAAAACUUUCCCGACAUCGUGCUUCGCAAGACGAAAAAAAUCGCAAGACGACAAAACUCGCGGAACGAAUUAAUUUCGUCUUUCGAGGCACCACUGUACCACUGUUUUGCCCAGGACUGGUAGAAGCAGCAGACUGCGAUGUCGGUUUCACUCAGCGAUAUAUCGCCGGUGAAACCUCCGCCGCUCCUGCGUUCCUUUGCUGGCAGCGUCCAGUGGGCGGACGCAGGAGUGCUGGCGGUUUCACCAGUGAUAUAUACGACGGGGAGGGAGAAACAAGCUGUAUCAGCGAGGUGCGGAUAGCUUGUUCCUCUCUCUGCAUCUUGAAACUACUCAACUGCUCUGCCCUCUCACCCGUGAUGUCGAAAAGCUGAUGAUCGCCCAGCCCUGGUAGGAAUUGGUGCCUGAGCUUUCUUUUUUCCUCAUCCUUUCCAGCCCCUUUUCCUUUUGUGCUGCGUCUCACAUAUUGUAAGCUUGAGGGCAGGGACAGUCGCUGAGUUUUUGGGCAGCUGCCUUUUCUGACUGAAGAGUAGGAUUUUUAAAAAAUAAAUCUUAUUGCCGUCAUUGCUAGUAUUCUUGUUGAUGUUAGUAUUCGCUCGGCAUCUCUCGUCUUUCUUUCUCGCAGGAACUUCCCCCCGGACUGCGAGGCAGAUGCGGCGGCCAAGAAUGCAGAAAUGAGCUCCUUAUUCCGGGAUCGGCUUCUGCCAGGUGGGAUCAUGAAUCUCUGCUUCUUCUUUUUUUCUUUUUCUUUUUAAUAAAUAUUUUAUUAGUUUUUUAACAUAUAAUUUUCAACAAUUAUUAAACAUGCUUUUAUAUCUUAUACAUUUUUUUGACUUCCAUCAAUCACAUCCGAAAAUUUUCCAAUCGCUUCACUUAAUUUACAUUUCUUACUUUCACUAUUACAUUUAAAUAACUAACAUCUCUCUUCUUUAUCUUCUUUGCAAUGUUUCAUAUAUUUCUCUUUACAAAACUUCUUGUAGUCCUACUAGCGUAAUUUGUUGAUUACAGUUGCUCUUCAAAUAAUUCGUAUAUUUCCUCCAAUCUUCUAUAAAUCUCUGAUCCUGCAGGUUUCGAAUCCUUCCUGUCAUUUUGUCCAGGUCUGCGUAGUCCAUUAAUUUUGUCUGCCAUUCUUCUUUCGUCGGUACAGUGGUACCUCGGGUUAAGUACUUAAUUCAUUCCGGAGGUCCAUUCUUAACCUGAAACUGUUCUUAACCUGAAGCACCGCUUUAGCUAAUGGGGCCUCCUGCUGCCGCCGCGCGAUUUCUGUUCUCAUCCUGAAGCAAAGUUCUUAACCUGAGGUACUAUUUCUGGGUUAGCAGAGUCUGUAACCUGAAGCGUCUGUAACCUGAAGCGUAUGUAAGCCGAGGUACCGCCGUAUUUCUUCUUGCUUCCAUUUCUGGGCCAACAAUCCUGAAUCUCUGCUUCUUUCCAAACACUUUUCCCCCAGGUGCCACUGAGCACAGACCAUAGCUCUCAACUUUUCCCUUUACUUGCGAGGAAUCCUAUUCCGAAUAAGGGAAUUUCCCUUAAAAAAUGGGAAACGUUGACAGCUAUGGCACAGACCCGUGUGAGUCUCGAGAGGCAAACUGUUCCCUUUCUUCUUUCCUGCUAGGUUGUCCAGGCUCCAAGAAGGUAGAGUUCCUCUCUAAUCUGAUCAAAGCCUUGGCCUCCGACAUGUUGCAGUCGAGGAUGAUGCCCGUUCCAUACCGAAGGUAAAUACUGCUCUCUCUCUCUCUCUCUCUCUCUCUCUCUCUGAAGGGGCACAGGGGAGGAGAGUUGUUGCGUGUCGAGGUCCCCCAGCCACCCCCCAAUAACUCACACAUCACACAUCAAUUUUGGUUUGGGUUUUUGGCAUGAUUUUGGCCACAACUUUACAUACAUCCAAGUGAGUGGUUGCUUAGGCAUUGGUUCCGACUAUCUGUCCUUGCCCAGGGGACAGAACUGACUUCCGGAUUCCAGCAAAAACCAGUGCGGGAAACAAAUUUUGGGGAGAAAAUGAAGCUGGGCCUCAGUCCCUCACUUCUCACCCUCAUGCUCCUGGUGGCUUGCACGGCCCACAACCGAUGCCAGGGACAAGGACGAAAAGAAUGGCAAGCCCCUGGAUUCCUUUAACGGAAUUCCCUUUCCACACCACCAUUGGAGGGGUAGGCACUUACCCCUCCACCAACCAAUUUGAACCAAUGCCUAACCGCCAACCUUACAAGUUGUGACGAUUUGCUACGCAGUAGGCAAAACCAAAUGGCACCAGCCAAUCAGCCAAAUGGACAAAUUCCUACCAGGCCCCUGCCUCAAAGCAGACGACCCCAUGACAGGCAUAGCAAGGUCAAGCGAACAACCCCCCCAAUACAGGGAGGGUGGGCGGGUGAUCCAGUGCAAGCAGCCAAGAGAACGCUCAAAGUUGGGCGACCAGUAUUUAAAACCUCUGACCCCCUCCUUCAAAACUGGAAACAAGCAAUUCUCCACAGCGACCCGAUUAACCAAUACACUCCCUUUGUCCCGCCACAAAUUCGCCCAGCAACAAUGGGGUGGCUUGUAUCCCCCACCGCAACACGCGCUCUCUGCUAGGGAGAACACGUUUUGCCAAACGUUUUAAGCAAGAGUUGAAAUCUAAUGGAGGAUUCCAUUGUUGAACCAGAAACAGGUUUGCUUGUGAGGUAAUGGUCAUAGUUGCCACCUAAGGACCACCCCUCGUUGUUGCCAUCUGAUCGGUCUUGAGAAGCAAUGGAGUAAGCCCCUGGGGUUAAUAAAUAAUAAUAUUUAUAAUGGCAGUGAGAGAUUUUACUUUCUUGGGCUCCAUGAUCACUGCAGAUGUGACAGCAGCCACGAAAUUAAAAGAUGCCUGCUUCUUGGGAGAAAAGCAAUGACAAACCUAGACAGCAUCUUAAAAAGCAGAGACAUCACCUUGCCAGCAAAGGUCCAUAUAGUUAAAGCUAUGGUUUUCCCAGUAGUGAUGUAUGGAAGUGAGAGCUGGACCAUAAAGAAGGCUGAUCGCCGAAGAAUGGAUGCUUUUGAAUUCUGGUGCUGGAGGAGACUCUUGAGAGUCCCAUGGACUGCAGGAAGAUCAAACCUAUCCAUUCUUAGGGAAAUCAGCCCUGAGUGCUCACUGGAAGGACAGAUCCUGAAGCUGAGGCUCCAAUACUUUGGCCACCUCAUGAGAAGAGAAUGUUGUUGGGAAAGAUGGAGGGCAGAAGGAGAAGGGGACGACAGAGGACGAGAUGGUUGGACAGUGUUCUCGAAGCUACCAGCAUGAGUUUGAUCAAACUGUGGGAGGCAGUGGAAGACAGGAGUGCCUGGCGUGCUCUGGUCCAGGGGGUCACGAAGAGGCGGACACGACUACAUGACUAAACAACAACAACAAACAAUAUUUAUAAUUAUUAUUAUCAAUCAUUAGCAGCAUGAAAGUGACCUCCCUGGGACGCAAGUCUGGGCAGUAUGUCUAGAGCAGGGGUCAGCAAACUUUUCCAGCAGGGGGCCGGUCCACUAUCCCUCAGACCUUGUGGGGGGCCGGACUAUAUUUGGGGGGGGGGAAUGAACGAAUUCCCCACAAAUAACCCAGAGAUGCAUUUUAAAUAAAAGCACACAUUCUACUCAUGUAAAUAAAAUCACACUUUCUAAAUGAGUAGAAUGUGCCCUUUUAUUUAAAAUGCACCUCUGGGUUAUUUGUGGGGCAUAGGAAUUCGUUCAUCCCCCCCCCAAAAAAUAUAGUCCGGCCCCCCACAAGGUCUGAAGGACAGUGGACCGGCCCCCUGCUGAAAAAGAUUUCUGACCCCUGGACCACGGCUGUCAACAUUUCCCUUUUUUAAAGGGAAAUUCCCUUAUUCCGAAUAGAAUUCCUCUCAAGAAAAGGGAAAAGUUGACAGCUAUGCCCUGGACUAGGGACGCGGGUGGCGCUGUGGGUUAAACCACAGAGCCUAGGGCUUGCCGAUCAGAAGGUUGGUGGUUCGAAUCCCCGCGACGGGGUGAGCUCCCAUUGCUCAGUCCCUGCUCCUGCCAACCUAGCGGUUCGAAAGCACGUCAGAGUGCAAGUAGAUAAAUAGGUACCGCUCCGGCGGGAAGGUAAACAGCAUUUCCGUGCGCUGCUCUGGUUCGCCAGAAGCGGCUUAGUCCUGCUGGCCACAUGACCCGGAAGCUGUACGCCGGCUCCCUCGGCCAGUAAAGCAAGAUGAGCGCCGCAACCCCAGAGUCGGUCACGACUGGACCUAAUGGUCAGGGGUCCCUUUACCUUUACUUAUGCCCUGGACUAGAGGACCCUUGGGAUCCUUUCCAAUUCUUGAAUUCUAUGAUUCUGGAAUUUUUGCUAGAUUCCAAGCCUGCGCUCUUGGAGUUUGGGGUGACAGGCUACAAUGCGUUUCUUUAAAAGAACCGAAGACAUUUCUCUUUUUCAAGGAACGCACAUGUCCUGGGCCACCGCAAGCUAGGUUUCCCUCAUCCAGCAAGGCUCUCCUGACCCCCCCUUCUCCCCACCCACAGGUUUUCAGACAGCCUGACGGGGCCCAGCCUGGAGGAGCGUGCGGUGCGCUGGCAGUUCGUCCGCCUGGACAAGGACUUCAGCAACAGCAUCAGCGAGCGGGAGCUGCGGCCCCUCAAGCUCUACAUGAAGAGGAACACACGACCCAAGCGCUGCGUCCGCAAGUUCCUCAACUACUGCGACCUGGAUGAGAACAAGCUCAUCUCCCUGCAUGAGCUCAAAGGCUGCCUGGGGCUGAGCUAGCCCGACACACAUGGUACGUACACUCCCGUGCCCCUCGCUCACCUGUUGGUAACUCCACAAUAUCAUUAUUAUUAUUAUCAUUAUCAUUAUUAUUAUUAUUAUUAUUAACUCCAGCAGGUACAGAAUGCCGCGACAGUUAAAAAAACAAUGCUCAAGGCGGCUUACAGCAUAACAAGAUUUACAUAAUUACAAAAGUCAUAAACAAUAAAUAAACCACAUCAAAAAAAUGCACAACCAAAUGGGAAACAAUUUCCACAGAAAUCAAAAUCUAAAACUAAGAAUACACCAUUCAUAUCAGAGUUUAAAAUGACAUAGGUAAAAAACAAACAACCCCCCCCCCCAAAAAACAGAGCCCUCUCUGCCCAGCAGCAGCAGUGGCAGCAGUCCUUUAUAGGGCAGGACUGGGGUCCUCAGGCGCUGAGCAGGGGAGUCCUCCUGGGUGGUAGCUGCAGCAGCAGUUCUUAUAGGCCUGUCAGGCCCCGCCCUGGGCCAGUCACAUCAACACUGCCCUGUUUAAAAGGGGGAGCACAUUCAUCCAGUGUUUCACCAGCUGCACUGGCUCCCGGUGGAGUACAGGGUCAGGUUCAAGGUGCUGGUUUUAACCUUUAAAGCCCUAAGCGGCCUAGGACCCACGUACCUACGGGACCGCCUCUCCUGGUAUGCCCCACGGAGGACCUUAAGGUCCACAAAUGGCAACAUUUUGGAGGUCCCAGGUCACAAGGUGGUUAGGUUGGUCUCAACUAAGGCCAGGGUCUUUUCAGCUGUGGCCCCGACUUGGCGGAACGCUCUGUCACAAGAGACUAGGGCCCUGCGGGACUUGACAUCUUUCCGCAGGGCCUGCAAGACAGAGCUGUUCCGCCUGGCCUUUGGUUUGGACUCAGUCUGGCCCUUAUGUUUCCCUCCCCUUAUGGUCUUGAUUUAUCGGCUACUUUUAAAAUGAGGCUGCAUUUUAAAUUGCAUUUAAAUUAAGUCCUGUGAAACUUCUCACUUGCUCAGCCAGCUCCCUGUUUUUCUGCCUCCAAAUUGGUCACCUGGCUUUCCUUAAUCCAGAAUGCGGCAGCUAGACUGGUGACUGGGAGCGGCUGCCGAGACCAUAUAACACCGGUCUUGAAAGACCUACACUGGCUCCCAGUACGUUUCCGAGCACAAUUCAAAGUGUUGGUGCUGACCUUGAAAGCCCUAAACGGCCUCAAAGGCCCAGUAUACCUGAAGGAGCGUCUCCACCCCCAUCGUUCAGCCCAGACACGGAGGUCCAGCGCUGAGGGCCUUCUGGCGGUUUCCUUGCUGCGAGAAGCCAAGUUACAGGGAACCAGGCAGAGGGCCUUCUCGGUAGUGGCACCCGCUGUGUGGAAUGCCCUCCCAUCAGAUGUCAAAGAGAAAAAUAACUACCAAACAUUUAUAAGACAUCUGAAGGCAGCCCUGUUUAGGGAAGCUUUUAAUGUUUGAUAGAUUAUUGUAUUUUAAUAUUUUGUUGGAAGCCGCCUAACGUGGCUGGGGAAACCCAGCCAGAUGAGUGGGGUAUAAAUAAUAAAUUAUUAUUAUUAUUAUUAUUAUUCCUUGCCCAUCUCCUUGGCCUCUGGUCUCUAAAGCAGCGGCACCAGCAGCAGCCUCGUCAGCCUCUGAGAUUUGCCAGGGCUUGGAACAAACUGUUCCUCUCUGAAAGCCUCACCACCGCCCCCCAACUACCCUUCCCCACCCCACUCAUAUAACUUAAAUCCAGCUCCAGCCUCUCCCUCUACCAGCUUCCAUCGCAGACAAAGGGGGACUCUGUGCAAUUCCUUCUGGUGGAUUAAGCGUGGAUUAGCUGCGCUGAACACAGUUGCCUGCAAAAUGCUUGCAGCGUCGACUCUUCUCGGAGCAGAAAGGGGGGGGGUUGAUUAGGUUAACUUGAAACGCUCUACACACCUCUCCAAACAGGGCAAAUUGAUUUCUUGUUCCUUGCAACUGCGAGUGGGAGAUUCGAAACCCUAAUUAAAGUCUAAAAUGCUUUAGGUUUCUUUUUUUCCCUGUUAACUUCGCACAAUGCAGGUGACGAAAUUUUGUUUUAUUUUAUAUCAUUUAUUUACAACAUAGUCCACAACAACUCAUACAUACAAACAAACAAACCCACCGCCGUUGCCAAUUUAAUUAUCAAAAUUAAACUCCUAUCCCCUUACACAAAGAAAACAUAAUAUAAAAAUAAAAGACUUCCUUUGUCCUGUAAAUGGCCUCCUUAUUUACUUCUUGUGUACUAUUUCUUUUACAUGUGAUUAUUACAAUUUUUCCUAAUUAUGACUUUAAAAAACCGCAAAGUCUCCUGUAGAAAUUAAUCGAAACAAGUCCAGGUGUAUAUUUUGGGUAAAGUAUUCUCUACAUUUUCCCCAUUCUUUUUGAAAUCCUUGUCUGGGCUGUCCCCUAAUAAUCUCUGUUAAUCUGGCCAAUUCAGUAUCAUCUAAUAAUUUAUCCUGCCAUUCCAUUUUUGUUGGCACAAAUUCUUUUUUUCCAGUUUCUGGCAAUUAAGGUCCUCACCGCGCCUGUGGCAUAAAGGAAUAUUUUCCGAUCUUCUUUUGCUAUACCUGUGUCUGUUAUUCCUAAUAGGAAAGCUUCUGUAAUUUUCACAAAGUUGUAUUUAAAUAUUUUUUUAAGUUCAUCAUAUACUAUAUCCCAGAAGCUUUUGAUUUUUUUACAGGUCCACCAGAUAUGUAUAAGUGACAAAAUUUUAAUUUUGCCUUUCUUCACUUGCUUAAUUCUCCCAGAGCUUCUCCCUGCCUUUCGGGUUGGUUUUUCCUCUUCCCCAAUUUAAUUCACUGCCUGUAGCACAAGUUUCUGGAAACUACCUUCAGGAGCAAAGAAUGACAGUCUGAAAAACUUUCCGUUCGCAUUCAGGUUAUCUCUCUAGCGUGGGGAUGUGAAAUUAAGGAUGGGUCAGUUUUGAAGGCUGGGUGUGGGUCCCAUAGGCGCCUCUGCGAAAGACUCAGCUGCUAUUUUAUAACAGAUUAGGCACAGGGUAUGUUUAGGGAUGCUGGUGGUGCUGUGGGUUAAACCACAGAGCCUAGGACUUGCCGAUCAGACGGUUGCUGGUUCGAAUCCCCGCGACGGGGUGAGCUCCCGUUGCUCGGUCCCUGCUCCUGCCAACCUAGCAGUUCCAAAGCACGUCAAAGUGCUAGUAGAUAAAUAGGUACCACUCCAGCGGGAAGGUAAACGGCGUUUCCAUGGUUUGCCAGAAGCGGCUUAGUCAUGCUGGCCACAUGACCCGGAAGCUGGACACCAGCUCCCUCGGCCAGUAAAGCGAGAUGAGCGCCGCAACCCCAGAGUCGGCCACGACUGGACCUAAUGGUAGGGAAGUCCUAGGCUCUGUGGUUUAACCCACAGCUCCACCCGCGUUCCUUCAGUAGCUUAGGACCUCAUCAAAUCUAAAUCCGGCCCUGGAGAUAUGUGACCCCGGCUCUUCCGUGAAGCUCACCUUUGCUGAAUCUCAUCCCAGCCGAACUCACAGGACUAUGCACUGCUAAUCUACAAAAAGCUUACCUAUGUUGAUCAUUUGCAUCCUGAAAGAAAAAGCCACGUGUGCAAUAUCUCCCUUUCUACUCGCCUAGAUGUGAUUCUUAGUCGCCGCAGGUGACCAGGCUGGUGGUGGAUUGUGAGCCUCCGCCGAACUUAAUUUCUCUCCCUCUUUCUCUCUCCAUAGACUUCCCCCGACAAAGAAUGGCGCUUUCCCCCUCCAGAAGCCCAGGGGGCGCUCUCUCAUUCUCUGAACACUGCAUUCCCGCCUCUGGUUGCAGACUCUUUGCACUUUAAAGAGACGGACUGGACUUUCUGCCCAGAAGGUUGACGAUGGUUCCGGGAAGUGGAGAUAUACGUGGAAAGGGGUGGGACAAAUGUGGCUGUCAGUCCAUUUUCUGUGUUUUCCUUUUUAUUUUAUUUUUUUGCUUUUUUAAAAAAGAAACGUAGUUAACAACAGGCCUGCAGAAACCAUCUACCUUAGUAGAUUUUUUUAUAUAUGUAUAAAAAAUAAGAAAUAAUAAUCUUUGCUUUGUUUUUGCAACGUAAUUUUUAAGAGAGAGAGUAAAAAGUGAAUGUAAGGGGACUUCCAUGUUUGUUAGAGGGUGUUUCAAAAGGCUGUGCUUUUCAGUUGCGUAAAGAAAUCAGCUGGGUUUUAAAAUGAAUUGUAGUCUGUUUAUUUGAAUCAAUAAAUUAUGGAUAUACAAGGGUGGUUUCUUUCAUAUUUCUGGGUUCCUUUACGUGGGAUUAAUAUCGGGGGCCUAACUUGAAUAUUGAAAAAUUGUACUUAUCUGCUUGUUGUUGUCAUUUAGUUGUUUAGUCGUGUCCGACUCUCCGUGACCCCCUGGAGCAGAGCACGCCAGGCACUCCUGUCUUCCACUGCCUCCCGCAGUUUGGUCAAACUCAUGCUGGUAGCUUCGAGAACACUGGCCAACCAAUUCAUCGCCAAAGAACUGGUGCUUUUGAAUUAUGGUGCUGGAGGAGACUCUUGAGAGUCCCAUGGACUGCAAGAAGAUCAAACCUAUCCAUUCUGAAGGAAAUCAGCCCUGAGUGCUCACUGGAAGGACAGAUCCUGAAGCUGAGGCUCCAAGACUUUGGCCACCUCAUGAGAAGAGAAGACUCCCUGGAAAAGACCCUGAUGCUGGGAAAGAUGGAGGGCACAAGGAGAAGGGGACGACAGAGGACGAGAUGGUUGGACAGUGUUCUUGAAGCUACAAUCAUGAGUUUGACCAAACUGCGGGAGGCAGUGGAAGACAGGAGUACCUGGCAUGCUCUGGUCCAGCGGGUCAUGAAGAGUCGGACACGACUAAACAACUAAACAACAACAACAACAGAUAGGGUUGCCUUCAGAUGUCUUCUAAAAGUCAGAUAGUUGUUUAUUUCUUUGACGUCUGAUGGGAGAGCGUUCCACAGGGAGGGCGCCACUACCGAGAAGGCCCUCUGCCUAGUUCCCUGUAACCUCACUUCUCACAGGGAGGGAACCGCCAAAAGGCCCUCGGAGCUGGACCUCAGUAUCCGGGCAGAACGAUGGGGGUGGAGACGCUCCUUCAGAUAUACUAGGCCUUUGGGCUUUAAAGGUCAGCACCAACACUUUGAAUUGUGCUCAGAAACGUACUGGGAACCAAUGUAGGUCUUUCAGAACCGUUGUUACAUGGUCUUGGCUGCCACUCCCGGUCACCAGUCUAAUGUAUUUGUGUGCAAGCCAGUUUUAUCUUAUUUUAACCUUCCAUUUGAUUUCCUUUCCCCUGUGCCCCUAUACCUAUUACCCCUUUGUAACCACUUCCUGCCCACCACAGCCUGUUAUAACUCGGGUUCCAGUGCAGCCCUGUGGCUGAGGCUGGGGAAAACAAGUAUUUUUUUCUAUACUUCCCUGCUCACAAUUCCUUGGCGUUUUGCGCCCUCUGCUGGAAUAACACAGCAUUACUUAAGAAGGGUUUAUGCUCAGGUAAAACGGAUCUCUCUCUUCUUAGGUUGCUUACUAAAUCCUUUAUUUUCAUACUCAAAGCGAUUCGUUCCUAAAACAAGAGGUGCUGGACCAGGGGCCUGCACAGAAGCUGAAAAUCCUGUGCCUCUUUUUCCUGUUCUGCAUAACCUGUCAUCAAAUGCACAGUGCCUAUAUCUUAAAUGGAUUUUCUGCCUAUAUACAUAGAAAAUAAAGGCUGUCGUCACGCUCUGCAGUUGCAGAUGCAGGUGGGGUGAUCUGUGGGCGGCGGGUAAGCAGGGUGGUGAGAUGCAAAGAUAGGCGGGUUGGUCUAACUUGGACACACCUUCAUAGAAUUGUAGAGUUGGAAGGGACCCCGAGGGUCAUCUAGUCCAACCCCUCGCAAUGCAGGAAUCUCAGCUAAUGCAUCCACGACAGGGUUGCCAUAUUCCCACAUAUUGUGAAGAGCAAAAAAGGAAACACAUUUGCUGACUGGUGACCCUACUCAUGAAAAAGAUGUGUCCUGAAAAAAGGUGAGGAGCGCACUCUUGCGCUUGAGGGCUUCCUGUGGGUUUCCCACAGACAUCUGGUUGGCCACUGUGGGAGCAAGUUCUUAUCACACUCUUAUCUGGACUUGGGGAAAUGCAGCGGUUCUGUGAUGGGACGUGUACUUUGCACGGAAAAAGUAUCAGAUGCAAUCCUUGGCAUCUCCAGCUGGGGCUGGGAGAGACCUCUAUCUGAAACUGCCAGUUAGAGUAGGCAAUACUGAGCCCGGUGGAACAAUGGUCUGAUUCAGUAUAAGGCAGCUCCCUGUGUUCCUAUGUAUCAGGAAGGCCUCAUUUACUGCUUCCUGCCACAGCUCCUGGUUUUGCCUUUGGGGAAAAGGUAAAGGGACCCCUGACCAUUAGGUCCAGUCGUGGCUGAAUCUGGGGUUGUGGUGCUCAUCUCGCUUUACUGGCCGAGGGAGCCGGCGUGCAGCUUCCGGGUCAUGUGGCCAGCAUGACUAAGCCACUUCUGGCCAACCAGAGCAGCGCAUGGAAACGCCGUUUACCUUCCCGCCUGAGCAGUACCUAUUUAUCUACUUGCACUGUGUGAUUUUGAACUGCUAGGUUGGCAAACGCAGGGACCGAGCAACGGGAGCUCACCCUGUCACGGGGAUUCAAACUGCG
Molecule: messenger RNA, 68207 nt
Organism: Podarcis lilfordi (Lilford's wall lizard)
Lineage: Eukaryota; Metazoa; Chordata; Lepidosauria; Squamata; Lacertidae
Source: the annotation of a GenBank genome assembly